UUGUGCUGCUGUGGCGGCGUGAUGGAAAAGCAAAGCAGGUGGUCGGAGCAGCGCUCCGAGCAGCGCUCCGAGCAGCGCACCGAGCAGCACACUGAGCGACGAGAACAUCUCGUGCAGCAGCAGGAGCGCGUACAGCGCACCGAGCACCACUACACGCAUCAGAUGCUCACUCAGCAACGAUUGGAGAGUGCUGGUGACCGCAUCCCAAUUACUUCUGGAAGACCAGGGGAUCCUUCUCCGCCGAUUUUUGAACAAAUAUUUAAAAAUGCGAGAUUUGCUCAAGGUGGCAAUGCAAAAUUUGAAGGAAAACUUAGAGGUAAUCCUACACCAGCAGUUUCAUGGACGAGAAAGAAGGCACCUUUAGUAGAAUGCAACAAAUAUAGCAUGAAUUAUAACGAACAGACUGGUGAUGUCUCAUUGCUUAUAAAGCAAAUUGGUCCUGGUGACGAAGGCGAAUAUACAUGCACAGCGCGUAACCAAUAUGGUGAGGCGAUAUGUUCAGUAUACAUACAACCAGAAGGUGUUCCAGUUCCAGCACAUCAAAACUCACAACAACAAUGUUACCGGCAUGUCAGUGAAAGUGUCGAACAUAAAUCCUAUGGUACUCAAGGAUAUAACACAGAACAAACUCGUCAGACUCAGAAAAUGACUUAUACAAAUGGAACCGACUAUUCUUCUACCGAAGACUUUAAAGUUGAUACUUUUGAAUAUAGACUGUUAAGAGAAGUCUCAUUCCGAGAAUCAAUUACUCGUCGUUAUGUAGGGGAAAGUGAUAUACAUAUUAAUACAGAAAUUGACAAAACCCUAGGAGGUGUAUCCCCACCAAAAAUAGGACAAAAACCAAGAAAUUCUAAACUACAGGCUGGAAUGGACGCGCAGUUCCAAGUACAACUAUCUGGUAAUCCAAGACCGAGAGUCACGUGGUUUAAGAAUGGACAAAGAAUAACGAAUUCAAGCAAACAUGACAUAGUUACGAAUAAAACUCAAACGACACUUAGAGUAAGAAAUACACAAAAGUCUGAUGCAGGUCAUUACACAUUACUCGCAGAAAACCCUAAUGGUUGUAUUGUUACGACAGCAUACCUUGCCGUCGAAUCUCCUACAGAGACAUAUGUACAAGACCAAAAAGCACAAUAUAUUAUGGAUACACAACAAACAGGUAUAGAAGAAAGGGUUGAAAUUAGCGAAAAAGCUCUCGCUCCGCAAUUUGUAAGAGUUUGCCAAGACAGAGAUGUAACAGAGGGCAAGAUGACGCGAUUCGAUUGCCGCGUCACAGGCAGACCUUACCCAGAAGUCACGUGGUUCAUUAAUGAUAGACAGAUUCGGGACGAUUAUAAUCAUAAGAUUUUAGUAAACGAAUCCGGAAAUCACGCUCUUAUGAUUACAAAUGUCGAUCUUAGUGACAGUGGUGUAGUUACAUGUGUGGCGCGAAAUAAAAGUGGUGAAACGUCGUUUCAAUGUAGAUUAAAUGUAAUUGAAAAGGAGCAAGUAGUGGCUCCUAAAUUUGUUGAACGUUUCAGCACUUUGAGUGUUCGUGAAGGUGAACCUGUAGUGCUAAAUGCACGUGCGGUUGGCACACCUACACCUCGGAUCACAUGGCAGAAGGAUGGCGUAGCGAUUAUACCCAAUCCAGAAUUACGAAUUAAUACCGAAGGUGGGGCCUCGACGCUGGACAUUCCGCGAGCCAAGGCGUCGGAUGCGGCAUGGUACCAGUGUACGGCCCAGAACGUCGCAGGCUCCACCGCCACUCGGGCUAGGCUCUAUGUUGAAGUUCCAAAAGAGCCGCCGCCUGAACAAAAGCGUUUGCACUUACCUCGACCAACAAAAAUUAUUGAGCCAGAACCUGCUCCUGGACCUGAAAUUAUAUACUUAAGACACGUAGAAAGAGCACGACCGUACAUUCCUCCAGGCGAGGAAGAUCGAAUUUACCCUCCACCACAGUUUAUUAUUCCACUUAAGAGUGUUACGCAGAUGGAGGGUGGGAAAAUUCAUUUUGAAACUAGAAUAGAACCUGUAGGCGACCCGUCUAUGAAAAUUGAAUGGUUAAAAAAUGGACAGAGUAUCGAAGCCAGUUCUAGGUUUACUUCUGUUUUCCGAUUUGGCUAUAUAUCUUUAGAUAUGCUUAGUCUCAAUAUCCAGGAUAGCGGGGAAUAUACAUGCCGAGCCGUUAGCGCAACAGGCGUUGCUGAAACAAAAGCCAUGUUGCAUGUUACGCCAAGGGCAAUUAUCGAAAGAACAAGCCAACAUCCAGAAAGCUUACAAUACAUACAACAGCUGGAAGACUACUCAAAGUUUCAGCGUCAAGAAACAAUUGAGGAACAAAUCUCACAACGGCCUCAAUUCAUAAAGCCCUUACAAGACCUUGGCGAGCUUCAAGAGGGCAGAAAUGCUCACUUCGAAGCGCAACUUACUCCCGUAAGUGAUCCUACCAUGAGAGUUGAAUGGUAUAAAGAUGGUAGGCCAAUCACAGCCAGUUCGCGAAUCACGUCAAUCUUCAACUUCGGUUACGUCUCCCUUAACAUCAUGCACCUACGGGCUGAAGAUGCAGGUUCGUAUACUGUCAGGGCUGUGAAUAAGCUUGGUGAAGCCGUCAGUACAGCAUCAAUUAAGGUAGCAGCUAGGAGUACAGUUACUUCAGAUCUCGGCAUACCAGAACAAAGAAGAUAUAUAGAAAAAACAGAACAACUAGAAGCAUAUCAACAACAACAGUAUCAGAAAUAUUAUCAGGAAAUACCCGAAAGUACCCAACGACCUGAAUUUAAAACCCCUAUAAAAGAUCAAAUCAAUAUUAAAGAAGGAGGAUUUGCUCAUUUUGAGGCUCGAUUAGAGCCGGUGGGAGAUUCUACUCUAAAAGUAGAAUGGUUAAAGGAUGGACGUCCUGUUGAAGCGAGUUCCAGAAUCACCACUUUCUUUAACUUUGGGUACGUUGCGCUUACAAUAAAGUCUGUGACUAUCCAUGACGCAGGUCAUUACACAUGUCGCGCAUAUAACGCUCUUGGUCAAGCUUCAACUAGUGCUAAUCUAAGUAUAAUAACAAAGAAAGAUAUAAUAGCUGAAUCACAACAUCCAGGUGGUUUAGAAAAAAUUCAGUAUUUAGAAGAUUCUAGCAAGUACUCCAGACGAGUAGAAGAGGAGUUGAAAAUUACACAAAAGCCAAGAUUUUUAGGUCCAUUAAAAGGUACAAAUAAAAUCGUGGAAGGACAAAGUGCGCACUUUGAAGCUAGAGUUGAGCCACAGAGUGACCUUACUAUGACAGUUGAAUGGUAUUUUAAUGGGAAAUUAAUAAAAACUGCUAACCGCAUUCAAAGCUACCAUGAUUUUGGAUAUGUUGCAUUAGAUAUAGCAGGAGUCAGAUCGGAUGAUACUGGAGUUUAUACUGUUGUAGCGAGGAAUGCGGCUGGCGAAGCACAAUUGAGUGCAUCAAUGACAGUUGAAACUCGAUCAAGUAUCGAUACAUCAAGUAUUCAUCGUGGCUUAUAUGAAAAGACUAGACAUAUUGAAGAAUCUAAGUUUGUAGAACCAAUGUAUCAUAUAGAGGAAAUUUCAAAAUCCAAACCUAUAUUUAUACAGCCACUGUCAGAUCCGCAACCGGUUUCUGAAGGAAAGAAUAUUCAUUUAGAAUGCCGUUUAGAACCUAUGGGUGAUCCAACUAUGAGAGUUGAAUGGUUUCAUAAUGGGAGAGCUGUUACAGUGGGAUCUCGCUUUAGAACUUAUUAUGAUUUCGGUUUCGUCGCCUUAGAUAUUAUUCAUGCUACAUCUGCAGAUUCAGGAGAAUACACAGUAAGGGCAGUAAAUCAUUUGGGUUCUGCACAUACUUCCGCAAUGGUACGAGUAAUAGAAAGAUCAGAUAUAGUUACAGAUACUCAAAAUGAACAAGCUUUUGAGCAGAUACAAAUACUAGAAGAUUCUGCACGAAGAAUGAAACAACAACAAGAAGAUAUAACGGUAAUGCAAGCACCACAAUUUUCACGAGCACUGCAUAAUAUUGAAACAGUUGAAGGUACUAAUGUGCACUUGGAAUGCAGAUUGCAACCGGUUGGAGAUCCUUCCAUGAGAGUUGAAUGGUUUUGCAAUGGUAGACCAAUAAAGACGGGGCACAGAUUUAGACCGGCCUAUGAAUUUGAUUACGUUGCUCUUGACCUUUUAAGUGUCUACCCUGAAGAUUCUGGUGUAUAUACUUGUCAAGCCACAAACCAGCUUGGAGAAGCAGUAACUUCAUGUGCUUUACGCGUAUUAGCGAAAAAGGAUUUAAUUUUUGACUCACAACACCCUUCUGGUUUGGAAAAAAUCCAAUAUUUAGAAGACGCUUCACGUUACAAAAAAUCUGAGGUAAUUGAUGAAUCUUAUAACAUUAAACCUCAUUUUGUUACCAAACCAAAAUCCAUUGAAAAUGUAAAAGAGGGUCAACAUGUUCACUUUGAAUGUAAACUUGAACCAGUUACAGAUCCUAAUUUAAAAGUAGAAUGGUUCAAGAACGGCCAGCCUGUAACUAUAGGCCACAGAUUCAGGCCUAUACAUGAUUUUGGGUAUGUAGCCCUAGAUAUUAUUGAUUUAAUUGCAGAAGAUUCUGGUAUUUAUACAUGCAGAGCAGUUAAUAUUAUUGGUAGUGAUGAAGUAAGCUGCAAACUAUCUUGUCGAAGUACCGCUGAUAUUAUUCGGGCUACUCAAAAUGAAGCUGGCUUAGAACAGAUUCAAGUUUUGGAGGAUAGAUCUAAAUUUUCCAGAACUGACUUCGUAGACGAAGUUACAACGCAAGCACCUAUAUUUACAACAUCUCUGAAAAAUAUUGAAAUAAAAGAAGGACAAAGAGCUCAUUUUGAAUGCCGCUUAAUACCUGUGUCAGAUCCAACGAUGAAAGUUGAGUGGUAUCACAAUAAUAAACCUUUGAAAAGUGGUUCACGAUUUACUGAAACUAAUAACUUUGGUUUUGUGGCUCUUGACAUCAUGUCUUGCUUACCAGAAGAUUCCGGUACGUACACUUGCCGGGCUAUAAAUGCUUUAGGUGAAGCCGUGACUUCAGGAAAUGCAGUAGUGCAUUCCAAAAAAUCGAUUUAUUUAGAAUCACAACACGAAGGGGCUCUCCCUAGACUGAAUCAAUUAGAAACUUCAAGGCAUCAAAAGCCAUUAGCACAGGAUGAAUUUACAACUCAGGCACCAGUAUUCACGAUGCCAAUGAAAGACAUACGGGUAGCUGAAAAUCAGGCUGUGCACUUCGAAGCAAGACUCAUACCCGUCGGUGACCCAAAACUGCGUGUAGAAUGGUUACGAAAUGGUGUGCCCAUUACAGCCUCUAAUCGUAUUACUACCAUGCACGAUUUUGGAUAUGUUGCUCUUAAUAUGAAAUAUGUAAACCCUGAAGAUUCAGGUACAUAUACAUGCCGAGCAGUUAAUGAAUUAGGAGAAGCAGUAACAUCAUCGACUCUCUUUGUGCAAUCCAAAGCAUCUCUGCAACUUGAAUCACAACACGAGACCGCAUUAGAAAAAAUCCAGCAAUUAGAAGAUGCCACGCGUUAUCAGCGUAGAGAAGAUGUCGAAGUUACUGUUAAUCAAGCACCUCGAUUCGUGACUCAUUUGAAUGGUCCGACAAAACUAAUCGAAGGACAAAGUGCGCACUAUGAAUGCCGCAUUGAACCAUAUCCUGAUCCAAAUAUGCGCGUUGAAUGGUACUUCAACGGGAAAGUUCUGCAAAGUGGCCAUCGUUAUCGUAGUGCUUAUGAUUUCGGAUUUGCAGCUUUGGAUAUUCUUACGGUUUACGGUGAAGAUUCUGGUGAAUACACUUGCAAAGUUAUUAAUAACUUAGGGCAAGCAGCAUCAACAAUUAAACUAAAUGUUCAAUCCAAGGAAUCAAUAAUUAGAGACACACAACAUGAAAGUGCGCUUGAAAAAAUUCAGUAUUUGGAAGAUGACUCCAGAUAUAAACGAGUUACCCAUGAGGAGAGUUUUAUUGCUGAAAAGCCCCAAUUCGGAAAACCUAUUAAAAACGCGGAAGUGCCCGAAGGCCAACCAGUACAUUUAGAAGCUACCUUAACGCCAGUUAAUGAUCCAACUAUGCGAAUUGAAUGGUACUGUAACGGAAAGCCAAUACAACAAGGACAUAGAUUUAAGACUACUUAUGACUUUGGAUAUGUGGCUUUGGAUAUUUUGUAUGCUUAUGCGGAAGAUACUGGGACGUACAUGUGUAAAGCUACGAACGCAGUCGGUGAAGCUAUUACGACAAGUUCUGUGAAAGUUGAUGCUAAGAAAUCUUUAUACUUGGAUACUCUGGAUGAGCAAAGGUUAAAGAAAAUCCAAGAGCUUGAAAGAUACGAGAGACCUAAGCCAGUAGAAGAAGAGCAGCCAGGUCAAAGACCAGUGUUCUUAACUGCUUUGACAAAUCUUGAGAACCUUAAAGAAGGUGAUCGUGCUCACUUUGAAUGUAGAGUUGAGCCUAUAAAUGAUCCUGAUCUUAAGAUCGAAUGGUUCCUCAAUGGCCAAAGAAUCAAAACUGGUCAUAGAUACAGAACUACACAUGAUUUUGGUUAUGUCGCAUUAGAUAUAUUAUAUACAUACAGUGAGGAUUCUGGCACAUAUAUGUGCAAAGCAUCAAACAAACUUGGUGAAGCAGUUAACACAUGCACGUUAAAGGUUGCAGGGCACAGAAACAUUAUUUUGGACACUCAGCAUCCAAAUGGGCUCGAGAAAAUAAGACAAUUGGAAGCACAAGGUCAUCCAGCUAGAAUAGAAGUAGAAGAGCCCAAAAUUUCACCACCCCGGUUCGUUACUGAACUGCGAGGAACAACACACGUUUAUGAAGGCCAAACUGCUCACUUUGAAUGUCAGGUUGAGCCUGUACAUGAUCCUAAUUUAAGAAUUGAAUUUUACCACAAUGGCAAAGCCUUACAAUCUGCAUCACGAUUCCAUAUCACUUUUGAUUUUGGUUAUGUGUCAUUAGAUAUUCAACACUGUGUCCCAGAAGAUGCUGGUGAAUACUCUGUAAAAGCCAUAAAUGCACUGGGUCAGUGUACAUCCGCAAUAUCUAUGACUGUAACUGCAAAAGGUAGUAUUAUAUCGGAAUCUCAGCGUCCAGAAGGGUUAGAGAAAAUCAAAGAAUUGGAAUCUGCUGAACCAUUUAAACGACCUGAAAUUCCUGAACCAGUAACUAGACAGCGACCUGUGUUUACACAGCCACUUCAAAAUAUUGAUAAUAUACAAGAAGGCCAGACAGCGCACUUUGACUGUAGGCUUAUUCCUGUUGGAGAUCCAACACUCAAAGUUGAAUGGUUCCGCAAUGAAAAGCUUAUUGAAGAUAGCUCAAGAAUUACCAAAACUCAUGAUUUUGGAUAUGUAUCUAUGACUAUUACCCACGUACGCGAUGAAGACGAAGGAGUUUAUAUGUGCAGGGCAUCCAACCUAUUAGGAGAAGCUGUGACUACCGCUGCCAUGAGAAUAAAAACUAAAGCAGCUAUUCAAAUGGAAACGCAGCAUCCGGAAGGUAUGAGGAAAAUUCAAAGACUAGAGGAGCCGCAAACUAAAAGGCCAGAAGAACCAGAGCGUGAAUUUGAGAAACCAAUAUUUACACAAGUACUUACUGGUCCUUCAGAAUUAUGGGAAGGGCAACACGCCCAUUAUGAAGCACGUGUUGUUCCUGUUGGUGAUCCAAGCAUGCGUUUCGAGUGGUAUAUAAAUGGAGUGGAACUCAAAAUGGGUUCGAGGUUCCGCACAACACAUGACUUUGGUUUUAUUACCUUAGACAUAAACUCUGUUGUUUCGGAAGAUGCUGGUUUAUAUAUGUGCAAAGCAAUAAAUAAAGCUGGUAGUACAGUAUCUUCAACUUCACUUAAAGUAAAGACAAAAUCUACAAUAGUAGAUUCGACUAUGAGACCAGAGUCGUGGGAACAGAUUCAAUUAAAGGAAGCAGCUAUGAACAAAGUUCCAGAAAUGUUUAUCGAUUCGGGAGUGCAACAAGCGCCUAUUUUCACCACUCACCUGAAAAGUUACGAUAAGUUAGUGGAAGGACAACAUGUAUACCUAGAAGCUCAAGUGGAACCACGAACUGAUCCUAAUUUGAGGAUUGAGUGGUUUAAAAAUGGAGUUUCUUUAACUACUGGUUCUAGGUUGAAGAGCACAUUUGACUUUGGACUAGUUACUCUUUCUAUAAACUCUUUACGAAUUGAUGAUUCUGGAAUUUAUACGUGCAAAGCUACCAAUUUAAUAGGAGAGGCAGUGUCUACUGCAUCCAUAAAGAUUGAAGACCGUCACUGGCUACUUGGUGAUUCACUUCACCCUGAAUCUUUAGACCGGAUCGGAGCAUUGGAACGACCUAAGCCAGCGAAGCCCGAAACACCGGAGCCUGUAUACGAAGUACCAGUAUUUAUUUCACAUCUAAAUAAUAUUAUUUGUAAAGAAGGUGAUAAUAUUCAUUUUGAAUGCAGCGUUGAACCAUCUAGAGAUCCUACCCUCAAGAUUGAAUGGUUCUUUAACAACAAACCUCUUCCAUCAGGAACGAAAUAUAAAAGUACUCAUGAUUUCAGUUAUGUAGCUUUAGAUAUAACUCACACUUAUGAAGAAGAUUCUGGUAUUUACACUUGUAAAGCAACUAAUUCCAAGGGUUUUGCUACAACUUCGGGAUCAUUAAGAUGUACUGGCGAUAAGAACAUUUAUUUCGACACGCAACAUCCGCAAGGAAAGGCCGGUUUAGAAGCUGUCGAACAAGCUGAAGAAGCUAGGCUUUCUAAGAGCAGAAGAACAUCUCUACCAGAAACUGAAUAUCCAGCACCCGAAUGGGUUGUACCUAUAUCUGCUGAAAAUAAUUUAAUAGAAGGACAGGCACUUCAUCUUGAGGGUCAAGUUGAACCUAAAAAUGAUCCGAACUUAAAAUUAGAAUGGUACUUCAAUGGCAAAGUUUUACAGCAAGGUUCUAGAUUUAAAUUAACCAGCGAUUUCGGAUUUGUUACUUUAGACUUAAUUGACGUUUAUGAAAGAGAUAGUGGUAUUUAUACAUGUAAAGCUUAUAACAAAAAAGGUGAAGCAUUUACGUCUUCCACCGUUUAUUGUACAAGUAAAGAAAAUCUUAUUGAGAAAACUCAGCAUCCUAAAGGUACUGAAGGACUGGAGAAGAUUCAAAACCUUGAAGAUUCUCUUCGCAAGGAGCCUAGUCUUAAACCUGACGAUGACACUGGUAGGCCUCCUGAAUUUACUACGGUUUUCACAGACAUAGUUGACAUAAGUGAAGGUCAAAUUGCUCAUUAUGAGGCUUCCCUCAUACCUACUGGUGAUCAGAGCAUGGUAAUCGAAUGGUUCUAUAAUGGAAAAUCUAUUGAAGCUAGUCAUCGUAUCCGUACUGUGUAUGCCUUUGGAAUGGUUGUUUUAGAAAUCCUCGGUACAAAGACUUCUGACUCUGGUACAUAUUCUUGUCGGGCAACUAACAAGUGGGGUCAAGCUGAAAUAAGCUGCAAAUUAGAUUGUGUUGAUAAAAGUAAGGGACAAAAGCCUCGCUUCACUACACAUAUUCAAAGUAUUGAAGGCCUCAAGGAUGGACAAUCAGCUCAUUUCGAAUGUACAUUAGUGCCAGUUGAUGAUCCAGAUAUGAAAAUAGAAUGGUACCAUAACGGGCAACCAUUGCGACAUUCAACUAGAAUAAAAACAGUUUCAGAUUUUGGAUUCGUCGUUCUUGACAUAGCAUACACCCAAAACCAUGAUACUGGUGAAUACGUCUGUAGAGCCUAUAAUAAAUAUGGCGAAGAUUUCACCAAAGCUACAAUAACAUGUUAUGGUAAAGGUGGCGUUUACUUAGAUAGUUUACAACCUGAUUCGCUUGCUAAAAUUAGGGAGUUGGAGAGUCUUCAAGGAGCACAGCAACAAACACUUCCUGCGACAUCCACAGAACCACCUAAAUUCAUCACUCAAAUUCAAGAUGUAACGAAAAUAGUUGAAGGUCAAAGCGCACACUUUGAGGCAAGAUUAGUGCCGGUUGAUGAUCCAGAUUUAAAGGUUGAAUGGUACUAUAAUGAUAUUUUAUAUUGCUACGAAGAAAAUUCUGGCGAAUACGAAUGUAUUGCAACUAAUAAAUUAGGGCGUGAUUCGACAAAAGCAAGUCUGAAGUGCACAUCAAAGGAGAAUUUAAUUUUGGACUCGCAACUCCCGCGGGGCAUGGAAGGAGGCUUAGAAAAGCUGCAGACACUGGAGGAUUCCAUGAUACGCAAAAAGGAAAUUACUGUAGAUGAACAACGGGGCAAAGCACCCGUAUUUACAGUACCAUUGUCCAAUAUUGAAAACUUGAGAGAAGGAGAAAAUGCACAUUUCGAAGCACGUCUUACGCCAACCGAUGACCCCAACUUAAAGGUGGAAUGGUACUGGAACGGAAAAUCUUUAAAAGCUGGAUCAAGGUUUAGAACGUUUUGUGACUUCGGCUUUGUCAUACUCGAAAUAUCUCCUACGUACCCAGAAGAUUCCGGAGAAUAUUCAUGCAGGGCUUAUAAUAACUAUGGUGAGGCAGUCACUACGGCAACCAUGAAAGUCCAAGGAAAAAGAAACAUCAUUUUAGAAUCGCAACUGCCAAAAGGAAUGGAAGGUACUAUAGAUAAAAUUGCUGCUUUAGAAGGGUAUACUGGUACAGUAGAUUCUUUGACUCCCGAAACUGAAAGUGGCAACCCACCUGAAUUUAUUACUACGCCGUCUGACCUUAUACUAUCGGAAAAUUCUUCAGCACACUUUGAAUGUCGCUUAAUUCCCGUCAACGAUUCCAGCAUGAGAGUUGAAUGGUUCCAUAAUGGUAAACCACUUCUUACGGGUUCUAGAGUAAAAACAAUUAACGAUUUUGGAUUUGUUAUAUUAGAAAUUGGUGGAGUUUAUCAACGCGAUGCUGGUCUUUAUACUUGCAAAGCCACAAAUAGACACGGGGAGGCAACUGUAUCGUGCAAGUUGCAAGUUAAAGGAAGGCAAGGAAUUAUUCUUGAGCCCCAACUUCCAUCUCACUUUAAAUCAGGAACUGAAAGUAUUCAAAAGUUAGAAGAAACAUUAUACAAACGUGAAGAGAUAACUGUGGAGGAUGAAAAACCAAAUCCACCGAGAUUCACAGUGGAAAUUAAAGAUAAUCUUGAUGUGCCUGAAGGUGGACCGAUCCACUUCGACUGUCGGGUCGAACCUGUUGGUGAUCCAACUAUGAGGAUUGAUUGGUUCCACAAUGGAAGGCCGUUUGCUACUGGCUCCCGAGUACACAUGUUAAACGACUUUGGUUUUAUUGCUUUAGAUAUUGAUUACAUUUAUAGUCGGGACGUUGGGGAAUAUACUUGUCGAGCGACUAAUAAGUGGGGAUCAGCUACAACUACAGCAAAAAUAACGUGUAGUACAAAACGAGACAUUGUUCUGGAAUCCCAGUUGCCUCAGGGCAUGAGCGGAGAGAAAAUUAAAGAACUUGAAAGAGGACGCAUUAGUGAUGCUCCUAAAGAAGAACAUGUUGUUAAUACUCCACCAAAAUUCAUAACACAAAUCCAAUCGCAUACUGUUGAGGAAUCAGAAUCUGUACGUUUUGAAUGCCGAGUAGAACCUAAAGAAGAUCCUAAGUUGCGUAUUGAGUGGUACAGAAAUGGGAAAUUGUUACCAUCAGGACAUAGAUAUCGUACCGUAUAUGAUAUGGGUUUCGUUUCCCUUGAUAUAUUGUAUGUCUACGCUGAAGAUUCAGGUGAAUAUGUAUGCCGUGCGAUUAAUGACUUUGGUGAAGACACUACUAAAGCAACAGUAUCAUGUAAACGUUUGCCUGAUAUUAUACUCCAAAAUCAGGUACCCAGAGGUAUGAAAAAGUCGGAAGCUUUAACUCAAAUGGAGGCUACUAUUAAAAAAUACACGUCUGAAGUCUUUCUGACCGAAGACGAUCUAUACGAUGCUGAUAAAAAGCAGCCACCUCGUUUUGUAACACAAAUUCAGAGUCAAACUACUUUAGUGGAGAUGGAAUCAACCAAAUUUGAAUGUCAGCUGGCGCCAGUAGGAGAUCCUAAUAUGAAAGUUGAAUGGUUUUUCAAUGGCAAGCCACUUCUACAUAAAAAUCGAUUUACACCGAUUUAUGAUUUUGGUUACGUUGCAAUGAACUUUGGUUGGGUAUAUCCUGAGGAUAGUGGCGAAUAUCUUUGUCGUGCUACAAAUCUUUAUGGUAUGGAUGAAACGAGAGCUGUAAUUAAGACUGCUGGCAAGCCAGGUAUUGUGUAUGAUUCACAAUUGCCAAAACAUAUGAAGAGUAUUGAGAAAAUUCGAGAGAUGGAAGCAUCAUGGCAAGUAGCGCCGGAGCCAGCAGUUGAAGAAACAAAAGAGCGUUGUGCACCUGUAUUUGUAAGCCGACCUGAACCAGUGACAGUUGAAGAAGGGGAAUGGGCUCGGUUUUGCUGUCGUGUUACCGGCCAUCCUAAGCCGCGUGUUAUGUGGCUUAUAAAUGGAAAUACCAUCGUUAACGGUUCAAGAUACAAACUCACUUAUGACGGAAUGUAUCAUUUGGAUAUACCCAAAACUAGGCAAUACGAUACGGGAAAAAUAGAGGUAAUUGCCAGGAGCUCAGUUGGCGAAGCAGUAGCCACGACCGAAUUAAAAGUAAUUCCGAGACAUGACGAUUACAGAAGUGUUCUUAAAAAUGCACCAAGACCUUGGUACGACGAAACAACACAAUAUCAACGAACUGGAACUGAGCUAGAAAAGACGUUCGAAGAAAGGCAAGUAAUGCAACGACAAGGAGUAAUUGACCAUAGGCCUGAAUUAAAGCCAAAAGUCAUUAAAGAACCCGAAACUGAGUGGCAACAAACGGUCAAAAAGAAGAAAAGUGAAGAAUAUUACAACAAGAUUCAAGAAUUGGAAAACGAGCAAGUCGUAAAGGAAAGCAGAUUGAGAGAAUCCACUCACCAAUAUGCCAUUCCUGGUGAAAAGGUCACGAGUAGCUCUGUUGCAAGGUCAAUGGCCCAGAAAUACGAAGACAAUAUAGAACAAACUGAGGAAGUCGUUGAAAAACACGUACAGAAGAAAACUUUUAAGCCUAGAAUCCCAGAACCAUCUGAGUCUGUAAUUCAUGGCAAGGAGGUUCAUGUGGCUAAACAGAAGCAAAUUCAAAAAGAGGUCGUUGGUGACACUGAAAUCACGCGAAAAAUUAUUUCAACUGAAACUACUGAGGUUGAACAUAAAGGCCAAACUCACGAAAGGGUCGUUGAAGGACCAGUAAAACCUUGUAAGCCACCAGUAUUUACCAAAAAGAUGCAACCUUGCCGCGUUUUUGAACAUGAGCAGGCCAGGUUUGAAGUUGAAUUUGAUGGAGAUCCAUUACCUACUAUUAAAUGGUACAGAGAAAACUUCCCAAUUAAAAAUUCUCCUGACUUUCAAAUUCACACUUUUAGUACGAAAUCUAUAUUAAUAAUCCGACAAGUUUUUGUUGAAGAUUCGGCUGUGUUUGCAGCUGUAGCUGAAAAUAGAGGUGGUACUGCUAAAUGCAGUGCUAAUUUGGUGGUAGAAGAACGAAGGCGUCAGGGAAGAGGUGGAGUCAUUCCUCCAAGUUUUACUCUGACGGCACAAAAUGUUAACGUAACUGCCGGUCAACUCGUUCGUUUUGAUACAAAGGUUACUGGAACUAAGCCGAUAGACGUGUAUUGGCUUAAGAAUGGCAAGAAAGUUCAGCCUGAUAUAAGGAAUAAAAUUUUAGAAGAGGAUGGAACAUACACACUACUUAUACUCGAAGCUUAUCCUCAAGAUUCGGGUAAAUAUGAAUGUGUUGCAAUCAACAGUGCUGGCGAAGCAAGAUGUGAUGCAGAAUGUAUAGUAUCUGCUCCUGCUACCAAAGAAAAACCUAAGCCUCAAACUAAAGUAGCCAAUGCACCUCCUGAAGUUAUUGAACCUCUGAAAGAUAGAGUCGUUACCGAGGGACAAGCAAUAGAAUUUGGAUGUAAAAUAGUUGGUAAACCAACGCCUACAGUGCAAUGGUACAAAGGCGAUAAGUUAAUAAAACCAUCGAAAUACUUCCAAAUGUCUAGGACGGCAGAUGAUUAUACUUUACGCAUAUCUGAAGCGUUCCCUGAAGACGAAGGUGAUUACAAAUGUGUAGCUUAUAAUUCUGCAGGCAGAGUAACCGUAGCAGCGAAGUUGAAGGUUAUCCAACCUGACCAAGCUGAUAAUUUACCCACACUUACUCCUUUACGAGACGUUGUUGUUUACGAAGGUCAACCAGCACAAUUCAAAACACAAAUAACUGGCAAGAUCAAGCCUACGAUCCAAUGGCUUCGUGAGGGAGCACUUAUUCCUGAAACCCCCGACUUUCAGAUGAUUCAUGAAGGUAACAACGCAGUCCUACUUAUCGGUAACACUUAUGAAGAGGAUACUGGAACUUUUACUUGCCGUGCAACAACUGCCGCCGGCCAAGUCGAGACUUCGGCAAAGCUAGUCGUCAAAAAAUCGCAACAAACUGUCACUCGCAAGACCAUUCAUAAAAAAACUAAGUUAGCUGAUAGUGAAGAAGAUGUUAACUUUAUUCAAACCAGUCAGUCGCUAUUUCAAUCUACUGAAGACAGUAAUAUUUUAAAAAUAGGUAAAUAUCAAGAUACUGAGACCAAAAAAAUAACAAAAUCAGUUCCGUGGCGUAAACAAAGCUCAGAAGACAUAAAAACUACAAAGAAUGAAAAUAUAGAAGUUCGAUAUUGGAGGAAACCCCGCGAAGGGGUUAAGGAAAUACAACAUGUUAACGAUGAAUCCUCGAUAAGUACUCAUAAUAUAAGUGAAAUAAUCAAAGAUGAAGUAGCAAAAGUAGAUCUUAAAGGACCUGAAACAUUGGAAAUACGUAAUUGGCGAAAAUCAAAACAUGAAAUGGGAAAACCGAAAUUCUUAGAACGGAAAUCAAGUUCAGAAGUUACUCAAGUAGAAAAAAUUAACUUAAAUGAAAUAAAUUAUAAUGAAGAUACUAAUAUUCCAAUCAGCAACUUAACUAAAUCGAAAAUGGUUGCCAAAAAUGAUGAUUUUUCGAAACGUGAUGAAAUUACGGACAUUGCGGAGUUAAAAACAACCAAAAUUGUUGAAGAAUUUAUCACCCCAGAACGUCAGGAAAAAAAACCUAAAGGAGAUUUUAAUAAGCGAGAUGUAAAAGAUGAUCUACCAUGGACUCAAGAAGCUAUAAAAUUAAGACCUACUAAAAUAGAAAAAGCUCCAAUACCCAAAGAAAAACUAAAUGAAGUGUCUUUACGACAAGUAAGAAAAGGAUCUAUUCAAAAAGUUGAGACUCGUGUAAUUGAAGAAUCGUUAACUUCAGAAGAGAACACUGUAAUUUUAAAAUUGCAUGAUGAAGAAAAGAAUUUACCUGAUGGUACAGAAAAGACAUUUUCUACGAUUAAAGAAGCAAAAUCAGAGACAAAAAGCAUUCAAAUUAUAAAUAAAGGACUCGAAGAACAUUCAAAAGACCAAAAGAUUAUAGUUGAGCGUCAAAAAGUUCAAGAUCAAUUAAAGUCUACUUUGCAAGAUAAACUACCGGAAGAAAAAACAGACAAGCAGGUACCAUGGAGACUCGUUAAGAAAUUACCUAAAGAAAAACAAGUCAGUGAAGAAGUUGUCCUAAAGCCGGUAAUAAAGCCACUUACGGUUGAUGAAAAAGUGCCUGAUAAUCGCGAAACAGUGAUCGAGAUAAAAGAAAAAUCAGUAGUCACUGUUAAAACAGAAGAAGUGCCACAAAAUACGGCACUUACUACUAACAUAGAACAGCCGAAAGAAGUUAUGUUCAUAAAAGAAAAAACCUUAGACGAAACUCAAGUUCAGAAAACACAAUUAGAAAAAGUUCCGUGGCGAAAAAGUAAGAAACGCCCGGAUAGUGAAUCAAUCACUGAAGAAGUUAUAUUGAAGCCUUCCCAAACCACUGGGAAAAAACUUGAGGAACCACUAGAAAAGGUCUCUCUUAAACCAGUGCCAAGAGAAAAAGACCGUGAAAUCGACAAGGUAACAGGCAUUAAACUCAAGCCAGUUAAAAAAGGAAUACAGUUUGAAGAGCUAAAACCUGAAAGUAGUGGUCUUGAAGUAAUAAAGUUCAAAAAACCUACUUCUAAAGAUAUUGAAGAUAAAGAACGUCAUUCCCAGCCUAAGAAAGUUACGGAAGAAGUUACUGUUGAGAAAAUUCCUAAACAAAAAAUAUCAGAGGAAAAGCAAUCAGAUAUUAUUAAAUUGAAAGAAUCUUACGAGAAAACAAAAGGUAAAAUAGAACAACAAGUACACACAGCUAUUCUUCAAUCCAUUGAAGAACAGAAAAGUCUAGUAGAGAAAAAACGUGAGCCGGUUGUAACCAUGCAAGAAGAAGUCGGUAAAAAGCCUAAGAAACAUGAUAUUUCGAUAAGCGACUUUGAGGAUAAUGAGAAAAAAGUGGUAUCUAAACAAAAAACACUCGCAACCUAUGAUGAAAACACAAAGAUGGAACCUGCUGUUUUGGAAGAGAAAUUAUUGGACACAACAAAGGAAGACGUAACUGAAAUAAAACAGAGCAAACUCAAGGGGAAGGAGAAAGAUCAGCGAAUUCAAGGAAAACAAGAAAUGGGACCAAUCAUUACUGAACAUUUAAGAGCUAUAAGUAUUGAAAAUAAAAGUAACUUUGAAUUAUUUGUUACAUUUAUAUUGGAAGAAAAAAAUAGUGUAAAAUGGUUUCGUAACGGUUCCCCACUUGAACAAAGUGAUGAUUGUAUAGUAGAAACAAAAUGCAAUAAAUCAAUAUUAAAAAUUAAAAAUGCCGAUAGAAGAAAAGCGGGAAAAUACGAGGUAGUACUUGAAAAUGAUGACGGUGUAAUUGCAAAAUCAGCAUGUUCAGUUAAAAUAAAGAAAUCAUCAGACUUGGAUGAUAUUCAACCACCUGUAUUUAUUAGAUAUCUACGACCGAGGUCGGUAAGAUUAGGAGAAGCAGUUUUGUUGGAGACAGAGGUUUUAUCGUACCCAAUUGCCUCUUUUCAGUGGUUUGUAGGUACCAAAGAUAUAUUAUCAUACAUAAAGGAGCACAAAAUAAAUGAUAUUUAUAUCACAGACAGGGAAAAUGUAUCGUGUCUUUGUAUUGAAAAUAUGAACGAUGAAUUUUUGGAUGUUAUUACAUGUAGAGUUGAGAAUUUUGCGGGAUCAAUUUCUUGUUCUGCUAGUUUGAUAUUGGAAAACAACAAAUUAUUUGACGGUAAACCACCCCAGUUUUUGUUAUGUUUAAAAUCGAUUACCGUCAUGGACGGAGAUCCAAUUGUAUUAACAUGUGAAGUAACUGGAACACCAUGUCCAAAAAUUAUAUGGUAUCGCAAUGGGGAAUUAGUUCAACAUGAAAAAGAUAUAUUAAUUUCUAGAAAGGAAUCUGGAAUGUGUGAAUUAUGCAUUAAAGAAGCGUUUCCAGAAAUGUCAGGAACAUACAGCUGCCAAGCAAUAAAUCAAUUUGGAUCUUGUAGCUGUGAAUGUUUUGUAAACGUAGAAGCGUACGAAUAUGUGCCCAGUGCCUCCGAAGAAGAUGUUUUAAGUGACGAGAAAACAAGUGACUUUGAAGAAUCUACACCGCGGAUUGUAAAAACUUUACCAACAGUUGUUACUGCAACCGAAGGAGAAUUAACAAGGUUAGAGGCUAAAGCCAUAGGAAAUCCAAAACCACAAAUUAGGUGGUUAAAACAUGGAGUAGAAAUAAAGCAAUCACAAGAAUAUCAAAUAGAGGAAUUAGAGGAUGGAACAUCUAUUUUAAUUAUACCGGAAUCAUAUCAAGAUGAUACUGGUGAAAUCACUUUUGAAGCUUACAACUCAUUAGGUGUAACAGCUACUACUGCCGCUUUAUCGGUUGAAAACAUUAUUGGUACUAAGGAUUACAAAAAGCCUGAAUGGGUAAUACACAUGGAAGAGUUGCAAAGUUCAUUAAAAGAGACAAAAUCACCGCCGACUUUCACAAAGAACCUGCAACGACAAUGUGUUAAUGAACACACAUCUGUGGUAUUAGAAGCAUUAUAUUCUGGUAAUCCACGACCAGAUAUACAAUGGUUCAAAGAUGAUAAAAUUAUAAAGUCGGACAAGAACAUUACAAUUGAAAAUCAAAACAAUCGUACUACUUGCAGAAUUCUUAAAGCCGAUAAAAAUUAUGAAGGAGUGUAUACGUGUAAAGCCUUUAGUGAUAUCGGUUUCGCUAUUACCAAGGCCCAAUUACAAGUAUUUGAAAUCGAGAAAAAACUCGUAGACACUAAAGUUACUGAAGAAACUUUAAAGCAAAAUCAACAACGUCGAGAAGAAAAUAUUGAAACCGUGGAAAUUGAAGAACAAAAUAAAACUACUAAAUCUACUUUACAACCUCAAGUAAGAGAACAACAUCAAAAUGAAAUAAAUAAUACCGUGGAUGAGAAAAAUAUUUACGAAGAGACGACGGAAAGCAAAAAAGUGACUUCAACGCAGAUGAGCAAGAAGAAAAAAAAUAUUGCAACGAAAAAGAGUGAACAAGUUGAAGAGAAGAAUAUUGUUGAAACAAUAAAAAAAGUAACACCAAUCGUAUCAUCUGACGAUUAUUUAAUACAUACAGAACAAGAAACAUGUGAGGUAGCUCAACCUUUAGAAAAAAAAUUUUUCGAGGAACAAAAGGGCGUAACUAAGUUAGUAGAAAUGAACACUCGAAUGGCCGCAGAAAUAAACGAGUUACUUGAGGUAAUAAAUGCUAAAGAAUUUGGACCCGGUGAGUCACCUUUAAGAGAACUUGCUAAAAUUGGAUAUAUGUUGAGAAGUGGCCUAACAAUUGAGCAAAUUGAGAGUUUAUACGACUCGCAACAUUUUCCAGCUCUUAGAAUGCCUCAAUCACAAUCAGCUUUAGUUCAGUUAGUAGAACGUCAAGGACACGGUGCUCUUAUAACUGAAGUACUUACUGAAGAAACCGCUCAAGAUGAAGAUACAAUUGCGGCAAAAGUUGGAUUCAGAGCGUUUUUAAAGAUGGUAGAAAUGAGACAUACAUCAGUGGAAGAAGUAAUAACUCAUUUUUAUCCAGAAGAUUUUAAGCCCCGGUCUUGGGAAUACAAAGAAGCAAAUGCCAUUUUUAUCGAAUCUUGUAAAGAAAAUGUUGCUGAAGUAAAUACUACAAAGAUUUUAAAAGACACCUCUCAAAAGAAGACAAAAAUUGUUAUAGAUGACAAUGAAAGAAAACAUGGCAAACGUAAAAUACACAAACAAACAGAUAGUUUUAUUCACGGUGAAAGUAUUGAAGAAGACAAUAAAGUAUUCAAGAAAAUGUACCCUAUGGAAAAAAUUGAACAUUAUGACAUCGAUGAGGCCACCAAUUUUGAAGCGGAUGUAUUUCCAUUUGUUUCAACCAUUGCAACGGAUACGUAUGAAAAUAAAGUUGAAGUGGUUCCCGCUAGCCAAACUACUAAUUUAAUUGCCCCUAAGAUUAAUGUGAAAUUAACAGCAAAUGUUAGAUUAGAUACGAAUUAUCCUGUUCUUAGCAACACUCUUCAGAUUCAAGAAAGCGAGCAACAUUUUGAUUCUAAAAUGAGUCCAAAAGUAACAGUUCAACAACAUUUCACUGAAACAGAACCUCUACAGAUAACAGAGGUAGAUGUAAGUAAUUACUUAGAAGAAUGUUUUUUGAGUAAGCAAGGAACGAUAAAAAAAGCUACAGAAAAAGUUGUAACGGCAGAAGGUUACAUAACGGCAGAGACAAUGAGCAAUUCGACAGUUGAUGAUGUAAAAAUAGACGAAAAACACAAGGAAAAUGCAAAAUCGUUAAUUAUUUUACAAGACGCAAUUAAUGUAUCACAAGAAAUAACAUCUUUAAAGGAAGCUUCUUUAGAUGAAUUUUCAGUUCCAAAAUCAUACGCUUCGGUAUCUGUUACGCCAUUAAGUGAAGUAAGUGUAACUGAAAUUAACGAAGAGGACAAAGAAUAUAGAUUAAGUGAACAAAAAUCGGAAAAACCUAUAAAAACUAAAUUUGACUUUAACUUACUGGAAUCCGUACAAGUUGGGGAAGUAUUUGUUGAAGAUAAAUCAGGAAAGUACUAUCCCGAAUUAAUUGUUCCAACUGAAACAGCAAGAAAAGACGUACUUGUUUCAAACCAAAUUUCUACUCAAAUACAUGAUGUUAAAGAAAAGGAAGGUUCAUUAAAGACAUUAAAAUUACCACGAACGCAGGAAGCUAAUGUGGAUAUAACAGCAAAAGAUAGUGUUAUGGUGUUAGUAAGUGAUUUACAUGAGAAAGAAGAAGAGUUAGUUAUUUCAGAUGAACCAAUUAAAGCAUUAGUAGGUAAAGAUUUGAUGUUAUAUACAAGUUUAGAUAAUUAUAUGACGGUUUCUCAUGUUAAGGAGUCCGAAUUUGAUGCUGAAACUUAUAAUAGUAAGACAGCAAGUAUUGGAUUUAAUGAACAUCAACACAAAUUUAAUUUAGAAACGAAUAUCAAUGAUUCAGAAAAGUCUUUGCAAGAAACUAAACCUUUAUCACAAACUUAUGCUGUAGUUUCAAUAUCUGCUUUAGAUAAAAAUAUUGUAGAAGAAAUUCACGUAAAUGAAAGUGAGAAAGAUUUUCUCACAAGAGAGGAAAAAAUGACCGCAGUAGCAGAUGUGGACGUAAAAACAAUAGAACCCUUAACAACUUCGGAAACAUUACAUAUCUCAACAGUAAAUGAAUUUUCAAUACCCAGAAAAUCUGAUGAGACUGCUGAGGAAUCGAUAAUAACUGAGAGUGCAAAAGUAAUAUCUACAACUAUAGUUCACGACCACGAAACCCCUCAAGAUUAUAAUAUUGAAAAUCCUCAAAAUGUAUCUGCCACUAUCAUUCCAAAUUUACCUCUUUCGAUUACAGAAACUGAAACAUCAGAGCUCGAAAGUAAAUUACACAAAAAAAUAACACCUGACAUUUUGUUUGCGAAGUGUUUACCAUCUCAUCCCCUGAAAACUCCCAUAUCUGAAGAAAUUAACACAGCGGACCAAAUAGACUUUAUAAAAGAAAAAAAUGCAUUUGUACAACAAGCUUUAGAAGAACGGGAUUUACACAAAGGAAUAACAAUUAUUCAAACUACUCCCCACGAACAAUUACAAGUCUUAGGUGAAAAUGAAAUACCUCAAAGAAAAGCAAAAUCUAACUUCAUAAGUAAUGAAGGUAUAAAUAUAACUGAAACGUUGCUUACACAAAAUGAGGAAUAUUUUGAAUCAAAAGAACCUACAAAAGGCAAAUUUGCAAAUGUUGAAAUCGACACAGACCGCAAAGCUCCCCUGAUUACAGAAAUAAAUCCUACGGACACAUUUAACAAAUUAGAUUCUGAAAAACGAACCUAUAAAACGGUACAAAUUAUUCCAAAUACACUCAAUACACAAAUACAAAUCAGCGAAAACAAAAUUUUUGAUACACAUACUUUUCUUGAAGAUAUAAGUAUGCCUGAUUUUAAAUCCGUUUCUUCAGAUGUAGUUACUGCAAAGGAAUCUUUAACAAUAUCUGAAACAUUGCAACAUGAAAAAGAAGGAGUUUAUAAAAAGCAUCAGCUGACAGAAAGUUGUAAAGCAACCACUGAUAUCAUAAGUCGACCUGUCGCUUUGUCCUCUGAACUAAUUGUUGAUAACACAGUAGGUUUUACGGAGCAAAACAUGUUGAGCGACAAAUUAAGGCAUGCUGCUAUAGGUAACAUAGGUUUUAAAGAAAUGAUUGUUAGCACAACUGAAUAUAAUGAAAAGGAAAGUAAUUUGAGGACUCUAAAGCCAGAGACGUUUGAAGCUUUCAUAAAUUUAGACACCAAUGAAGCAUUAGUAAUACAAGAAUUAAAUUCGGAAAUAAUACCUUCUAAUUUAGAGUAUAAAAAUAUCGAAUCGUUAGCUAAAGCAAGUGAAGCUAAAGUACCCACACAAGCUAUUUCUCAACAAGAAACAUUAGUUCAUACUAUGGAAGGAGUCUUAGAAGUUCCUGUGUAUAACCUAAAAAAGCCAUCAAUAACUGUGGCAGCUCUCCAAGUUCCUGAAUAUGAUGAAAAUACACUUAUAGAAAAUGAAAAGAAGUUUUUAACGCCCGCUGAGCCAGAGAUGCAGAAAGCAGAUUUUUCAAUAAUUGAGAAACAUAGUCUUCAGACAUCUGAAACUCUAUCACAAUCUCAAAACCUUAUUGAAACAGACGACUUUAAAAUGGCUUACAAACAAGCUUCGCCUAACAUGGAAAUUUACGGGAGAGCUGCAAAUAUAGAAGAAACUUUAAUUAGCUGUGGAACAGAAGUAUUGGUUGAACGAGAUACAAGCGCCCAUAAAUCUGAUAUUACAACAAUAUUACUAAACUCGGUAGAACAAAUAGAAACUGUUACCGCAGAGAAAGAAACACAGUUAGUAGAAAAAGAUAAAAUGAAAUCGAACGCUAAAUAUGAUAUCGCAGAAUCACAAGCAGUCGUAAUAAGUUCAGUAGAUGUAAGUGACAAGGAAAAAGAAAUGGAUAUUCCCGAUACUGUUGAUGUUCGUAAGUUAUCAGCUGGGUUUGUUCCUCUAAAAAGUACAAUUAGCACGGAGGUAUUAACUUCAAAUAUUGUAGAUAGCUUUAAAAGUAAAACACCAAAUUUAUUCCAAGCUAGUCUCUCAUACGAUCAAAUUCAACAACCAGUACAGGGUUUACAAAUAUUUACUAUAGACAAGGAAACAGAAUUAUUGCAUACAUCAAAAGAUUUAAAGCUUAAAGCUGAAGAAAAUGUCACGGAAUCAUCAGCAAAAGAAGUUAUUGAAAUACAAACCGUAGAAAAAGAAAAGAAUAUCAAUGAAUAUUACGAACCAAAAACCACUAUAGCGAGUACUAUUGUAAGUGAGGUACAGCAUUUGCAAAGUUCCGAAAUAGUUGCAAGUCAGCAAAGCAUGGAACUGCAAUUACAAGACACAGUAUCUGCAAAAGCACUUCCGAUUUGUGAAAUAAAUGAAGCCAUGCAAAAUACAGAACAAUUUAUUGGGGAAAAAGAAGGCAAGUUGAUUAAAGAACAAUCAGUACUAAAGAGUACUAAAAGUCUGAUAGAAGGGGUUAGUUCCGUAGAAGUAACAGAAGUUAUUCCUUCAGAAUCGGAGUUACCUAUAAACGAAAUAACUAACAGUGAAUUUAAAAAAUCUAUUAAGCCUACAAACGACAUUUUUGUUACACCAAGUUUAAGAAUUACUGAAACAUUAGUUAGCGAAAAAGAAGCGGAACUGUCUUCAUUUUAUUCUCCUAGUGUUAAGUACGCGGGGCAAGAUAUAAAAUCAAAUGACUAUAUAAAAAUUACUGAAAAUUUUGCAGUGGAAUCCGAGAAAAACCUAAACAUUUAUGAAACACCAAAAACGUCUUCUAAUAAUGUGACUAUAGAAACUCACAAACAUGUUAAUGUUGAAAUGUUGCAAUUUUCUGAAUCUGAAGCAGUUAUUAAACCGUCAAAUGUUGUGACGAAAGAAGCAACUGAAUUAAGUACCGAAUUCAUAAAACCACUUCUUGUAAGUGAAAUAAGACCUCAAGAAUUUGGAGAAGAGUUAACAAUAGUUGAAAAAUUAAAAGAGACCAAUUCGUCCAUGAAUAUGCAUUUAAAUGAUCAUAUAAAUGUAGCAGAAGUAGUACCGUUUGAAGAAGGAAUUAACUUAAAGAAUAAAAUUUUCAACAAAGUUGAUAAUACUACUAGCAACAUUGAAACAGCUAAGCACGUUACUGUAACGGAAAUAGAAACUAAUGAAAAAGAAUUUGUGCAUGAACGCAUACUUGUAGAUCAGCCUAAAGAUAUUGAAGAGAAGUUUGAAACUCUUUCUUCAUUUCAAGUUCAAGAAGUAUUACUAAAAGAGUCUAGUGAUGAAUUUACAGGAGAUGUGGUUCCAAGGAAAGAUUACAUAAAUAUUCAGUUAGAACCCCUCCAUCAUGUAACGGUUAUAGAUAUAAAUACAAGAGAGAAAGAACAUGGCUUAAAUAUAAAAUCAGAGCAGGGUAGUGAUGAUCAACGAUUAGACAUUGCAGCUGUCGAGCAUAUAACUACAACAGAAACGACAGUGUUAGAAGAGGGAAUAAAUCUUCAUCAAAGAAGUAAAGAAAAGUGUGAAAAAGCACAAAUAAACUCAUUUCUAUCUGAAGGCCUUAACACUGAACAACAGCAGUUAUUGGAUAAUUGCGUAAGUAUGGGUAUUCCUGGUAAACCAGAAGAGCAACAACUUAAAAUAAGUAUUAAUGAACUGCAACAUAAGCAAUUACAUGAGCUGAUUACACAAGAAAAUUCACAGUUAUUGCCAACACCUAUUCUUAAAGUUGAGAAUGCAAAAAAGAUUCAAACACCAAUAAAAGAAAUAACUUAUACUUCGCCACAAAUAAUUGAAAGCAUUGACAAUUUAUGUGACCAAAAAUAUGAUACAAAUACGAUUGAAUAUGAGUUUGAGGUUAAUAAAAGCUACAUCACAUCAGAAUGUUCACCUACGGAGUCAACACAUAAUAUGUACAAUAAAGAGAAAGAGCCGAAAAGAGCAGAAAAACAAAUAACUGAAAUGAAAUCAAUCGAACAAAUAGAAGUGGUUCUUGGAGAAAAAACUCAGGCGUUAGAUUUAUUGUUUAAGGAGGGUGCUCAAACUGCAAUGGUUAAUCGUACAGCUUUCCAGGAAGUUACUAAUAUUAAGCAAGAUACGUUAGAAAAUGUUACAGAAAUACCCGAAUCAUCUAAGCCUGAAAGCAGUUUGGCUAAAUUGGAUCUAGAAACACAUAAAAGUUAUCUAGUCCUAGAAAAAACACUACAUGAAGAUUCACAAAACAUUAAUACCCCACUUUGUAACCUCCCAAAAAAUGCCACCGAAGAAAUUUUAGGCGUAAUGCCCGUCGAGCUAACGGAAAUAAUUAUGGGAGAACUUGAAAGCGUUUUAAGCUCUAAUAAGGCCAUCAAAGAGGAAAAUAUAACUUCGAAUGCUGUAACAUUAGAACCUAUUAGCCAAAUUAAUAUACAUGUACAAGAAAGUGUUAUUGACAAAUCAUUUGAAAAGUUAAUAAAACAAGAAACCGCUUCAUGUUCUUUAUAUGAAAGUGAGGGUCUUAAAGUAUAUGAAGUUGUGCAAGAUGAAACACAAGGAACGUUAAUUCCAGGUUUACACAAAUCAGUUACAGCUGAAAGGAAUUUGACAACGAUGACACAUUUACAAUGUUCAGAAAAUUUUUCCGAAAUGCAGGCAGAUACGAUAAGUUUUCAAACAGAAACACAAUUAAAUGUAAAAGAGCCAGAAGUACACAAACUAAAAGAAAUAUUAAAUAUAUCCUCAGAAUUAGAAGUGAGUGAAGAUAUUCUGAACGAACAGAUUAUGCCUUACAGCGAAAAACAUCCAAAGGCACUAAAAACGAAUUUAACAAUUUCUGACGCAGAAUACAAGAACAUUAUUAUUACACAACCAGAUGUACAUAUACAGGAAAAAACAGUGGUCAAAAAAGAUUCUCCGAAAAGUUCCGACAUAGAAGAAAGUGAGGAAAUAGUAACAAAGUUUAUUAAAGCGCCGGGCAACAGAGAACCAAUACAAAUUAAAACAAAAAGAACAAUUUUGAGAAAACGUAAAACCGAGAAAAACGAUAAUUUCAACGAAGGUGAUAUUGUCAUAGAAGAAACUUUAGAUGACGAAAACCGGGGUGAAAUACAUCAGGAAAUAAUGCACAAUGUACAGAUUGAAGAAUAUGAAGGAGAUGAUACUAAUUUUAAUAACAAUAACGACAAAAGUACCAUAGAACUGCCAGAAGAACAAUUCGAAAUUCCAAAAUUACGUUCACAGGUACAAAUAGAAGAAAUCCAAGAAGAAAAUGAAACCGAAAAAAGUGUACUGAAAAAGGGUAAAGAUUUUAAGGGUGAUGCAAAUAAAUUAAUUACUUUGACACCGACUGAAAAAACAAAACAAUCUCACAUAGAAGUUAUAAAUGAAGAAGUUCAAAGUGAAGACAUUUCAUCUGAUAAAGAAGAGGGAACCAAACAAGAAAGUAUCGAAAAGCUUUCUGAGGAAACUCCAACAGAAGAACAUCAAAGUAGAGAAAGAAAGCCUAAACAGAAGAAAAUUACUAAGCGCGUUGUAAAAAACAAGGUGGAAACACAACUAGAAACAUCAAAACUAAAAACAACGCCAAAAGACCAUGACAAACACGUCGUUAUCAUACAAGAAACAGAGGAAACAUUUAAUGAUACAAUCACACCAUUUGACGAAAAACUGGAAAAAGAUAAGGCUCAAGUAAUUGAACCUGAAGAAAAUCAGGUGCACAUAGAAACAAGGGACAUAAAGAAGGUCAAGCAGGUGAUCAAAAAGAGCGAGGGACAUAAACAAAAUAUAUCAGAAACAAAAACGGUCGAAAAGGAAAAUGGAGAAACGGUAACAACUGUUUCAGUCACUGAAGAAACUCCAUCUGGUAAAGAAGAGGCACCUGAAGUAAUUCAGGCUGUAGAACUUCCCGAAGAGACUACUAUAGAAGAAAUUCCUAGUGACGAAGGUAAGCCGAAACAGAAGAAAAUUACUAAGCGAGUUAUUAAAAAGAAGGUAGGUCCAAAAUUGGAAACCACACAAAUUAUAACAACUCAACAAGACAAUGAACAACCAGUCAUUACAAUCCACAAAACAGAGGAAACAUUUGAUGAAACAUUUACACCAUUUGACCAUUUAGUCGAAACACAUAAGGCUAAAAAAGUCGAGGUAAAACCUGAAGAAGUAGAAAUAGAUGAAGUCCAGGCGGAAACUGGGGAGAUAAAGAUAGUUAAGACUGUCCAGCGGGUGAUUAAAAAGAAACAAGGAACUAAACAAGAGGUCACAGAGAUAACAACGGUCGAGAAAGAGGAUGCAGAACCGGUAACAACUGUUUCGGUGACUGAAGAAUCACCGUCUGAUAGAGAAGAGGCACCUGAAAAAGAUCAAGCUGUAGAGCUUCCCGAUGAGACUACAAUAGAAGAAAUAUCUAGUGAAGAAGGUAAGCCAAAACGAAAGACAAUUACUGAACGCAUUAUUAAAAAGAGGAAAGGUUCCAAAUUAGAAACCACACAAAUAACCACUACUCAACAAGAUGACGAACAACCAGUUGUUACCAUUAACAAAACUGAUAAAACACUAAAUGACACAACUACACUAUUCGACGAUUUAGUCGAAUUACAAAAGGCUACAGUGGUCGAGGAAGAACCUGAAGGAGUAAAAAUUGAUCAGGUUCAGACGGCAACUGGAAAGAUAACGAAGGAUAAGGCUGACAAGCGAGUAAUCAAAACGCAACAAGGAACUAAACAAGGGGUCAAGGAGAUAACAACGGUCGUAAAAGAAGAUGAAGAACCAAUCAAAACUGUUUCGGUCACCGAAGAAACUCCGUUUGAUAAAGAAGAAGCAACGGAAAAAGUUCAGGCUGUAGAGCUUCCCGAAGAGACAACGAUUGAAGAAAUACAGAGUGAAGAAGGUAAGCCGAAGCAGAAGAAAAUUACUAAACGUAUUAUCAAAAAGAGAGUAGGUCACAAACUAGAAACCACACAAAUAAUAACAUCCCAACAAGAUGACGAACAACCAGUCGUUACUAUACACAAGACUGAGGAAACAUUUGAUGAAAAAGUAACACCAUUCGACGAGAUAGUCGAACCAUAUAAGGCUAAGGUAGUUGAGGAAGAACCUGAAGAAGUCCGAGUUGAUCAGGUACAGACGGAAACUGGUGAGAUUAAAAAAUGUAAGACUAUCAAAAGAGUGAUCAAAAAGCGACAAGGACCUAAGCAAGAGGUCACAGAGAUAACUACGGUCGAAAAAGAGGGUGAAGAACCGGUAACAACUGUUUCGGUCACUGAAAAAACAGCGUCUAAUAGAGAAGAGGCACCCGAAAAUGGUCAAGCCAUAGGGCUUCCUGAGGAGACGACCAUAGAAGAAAUACCCAGUGAAGACGGUAAGCCAAAACGGAAGAAAAUUACAAAGCGCGUUAUUAAAAAGAAAUUAGGUCCAAAAUUGGAAACUACACAAAUCAUCACUACUCAACAAGAUGAUGAACAACCAGUCGUUACCAUUCUUAAAUCUGAUGAAACAUUUAAUGACACAACCACACUAUUCGACGAUUUAGUCGAACCACGAAAGGCUACAGUGGUCGAUGCAGAACCUGAAGAAGUGAAAAUAGAUGAAGUGCAAACGGAAACUGGGGAGAUAAAGAAAAUUAAGACGGUCAAACGGGUAAUCAAAAAACAACACGGACCUAAACAGGAGGUCACAGAGAUAACAACGGUGGAGGAAGAGGGUUUAGAACCGGUAACAACUGUUUCGGUUACUGAAGAAACUCCAUCUGGUAAAGAAGAGGUACCCGAAAUAGUUCAGGUUGUAGAGCUUCCCGAGCUGACUACUAUCGAAGAAAUACCUAGUGAAGAAGGUAAGCCGAAACAGAAGAAAAUUACUAAGCGAGUUAUUAAAAAGAAGGUAGGUCCAAAAUUGGAAACCACACAAAUUAUAACAACUCAUCAAGACAAUGAACAACCAGUCAUAACAAUCCACAAAACAGAGGAAACAUUUGAUGAAACAUUUACACCAUUCGACGAUUUAGUCGAACCACAUAAGGCUAAAGUAGUCGAAGAAACACCUGAAGAAGUGAAAAUAGAUGAAGUACAGACGGAAACUGGGGAGAUAAAAAAAAUUAAGACGGUUAAACGGGUGUUCAAAAAGCGACAAGGACCAAAACAAGAGGUCACAGAGAUAACUACGAUCGCCAGAGAAGGUGAAGAACCAGUCACAACUGUUUCGGUCACUGAAGAAACACCGUCUGAUAGAGAAGACACAACCAAAAAAGUUCAAGCUGUUGAGCUUCCCGAAGAGACUACCAUAGAAGAAAUCCCUAGUGAAGAAGGUAAGCCCAAACAGAAGAAAAUAACUAAACGCGUUAUUAAAAAGAAGGUGGAACCAAAAUUAGAAACAACACAAAUAAUUACAACACAAAAAGACGACGAGCAACCAGUCAUUACAAUACACAAAACCGAGGAAACAUUUGACGACAGUACUACACCAUUCGAUGACGUACUCGAACUACAUAAAGCUAAGAUAGUCGAGGAAGAACCUGAAGAACUAAAAGUAGAUCAGGUACAGACUGAAACUGGGGAGGUAAAGAAAGUUAAGACUGUGAAAAGGGUGAUCAAAAAGCGACAAGGACCUAAGCAAGAGGUCACGGAGAUAACAACAGUCGAGAAAGAAGGCGAAGAACCAGUUACCACAGUUUCCGUCACUGAAAAAGCUCCGUCCGAUGAGGAAGAAGCACCCGAAAAAGUUCAGGCUGUUGAGCUUCCCGAGGAGACUUCGAUAGAAGAAAUCCCUAGUGAAGAAGGUAAGCCCAAACAGAAGAAAAUAACUAAGCGCGUUAUUAAAAAGAAGGUAGGAGCAAAAUUAGAAACCACACAAAUAGUCAAAACUCAACAAGAUGAUGAACAACCAGUUAUUACAAUACACAAAACCGAGGAAACAUUUGACGACAGUACUACACCAUUCGAUGAGGUACUCGAACUACAUAAAGCUAAGGUAGUCAAGGAAGAACCUGAAGAAGUUAAAGUUGAUCAGGUGCAGACGGAAACUGGGGAGGUAAAGAAAGUUAGGACAGUGAAAAGGGUGAUCAAAAAGCGACAAGGACCUAAGCAAGAGGUUACGGUGAUAACAACGGUUGAAAAAGACGGUGAAGAACCAAUCACCACAGUUUCCGUCACUGAAGAAGCUCCGUUUGAUAAAGAAGAAGCACCCGAAAAAGAACAGGUUAUAGAGCUUCCCGAGGAGACAUCAAUAGAAGAAAUUCUAAGUGAAGAAGGUAAGCCCAAACAGAAGAAAAUAACUAAGCGCGUUAUUAAAAAGAAGGUAGGACCAAAAUUAGAAACCACACAAAUAAUCACAACUCAACAAGAUGAUGAACAACCAUUUAUUACAAUACACAAAACCGAGGAAACAUUUAACGACAAUACUACACCAUUCGAUAACGUAUUCGAACUACAUAAAGCUAAGAUAGUCGAGGAAGAACCUGAAGAAGUAAAAGUUGAACAGGUACAGACUGAAACUGGGGAGGUAAAGAAAGUUAAGACUGUGAAACGGGUGAUCAAAAAGCGACAAGGACCUAAGCAAGAGGUCACGGAGAUAACAACGAUCGAGAAAGACGGCGAAGAACCAGUCACCACAGUUUCGAUCACUGAAGAAGCUCCGUCUGAUAAGGAAGAAGCUCCUGAAAGAGAACAUGUUAUAGAGCUUCCCGAGGAGACAUCAAUAGAAGAAAUCCCUAGUGAACAAGGUAAGCCCAAACAGAAGAAAAUAACAAAGCGCGUUAUUAAAAAGAAGGUAGGACCAAAAUUAGAAACCACACAAAUAAUUACAACACAAAAAGACGACGAGAAACCAGUCAUUACAAUACAUAAAACCGAGGAAACAUUUGACGACAGUACUACACCAUUCGAUGACGUACUCGAACUACAUAAAGCUAAGGUAGUCGAGCAAGAACCUGAAGAAGUAAAAGUUGAUCAGGUACAGAUUGAAACUGGAGAGGUUAAGAAAGUUAAGACUGUGAAAAGGGUGAUCAAAAAGCGACAAGAACAUAAGCAAGAGGUCACGGGGAUAAAAGCAGUCGAGAAAGGAGGCGAAGAACCAGUCACCACAGUUUCCGUCACUGAAGAAGCUCCAUCUGAUAAGGAAGAAGCACCCGAAAAAGUUCAGGCUGUUGAGCUUCCCAAGGAGACUUCGAUAGAAGAAAUCCCUAGUGAAGAAGGUAAGCCCAAACAGAAGAAAAUAACUAAGCGCGUUAUUAAAAAGAAGGUAGGAGCAAAAUUAGAAACCACACAAAUAGUCACAACACAACAAGAUGAUGAACAACCAGUUAUUACAAUACACAAAACCGAGGAAACAUUUGACGACAGUACUACACCAUUCGAUGACGUACUCGAACUACAUAAAGCUAAGGUAGUCGAGGAGGAACCUGAAGAAGUUAAAGUUGAUCAGGUGCAGACAGAAACUGGGGAGGUAAAGAAAGUUAAGACUGUCAGGCGGGUGAUCAAAAAGCGACAAGGACCUAAGCAAGAGGUCACGGAGAUAACAACGGUUGAAACAGACGGCGAAGAACCAGUCACCACAGUUUCGGUCACUGAAGAAGCUCUAUCUGAUAAGGAAGAAGUACCCGAAAUAUUCCAGGCUGUAGAGCUUCCCGAGGAGACUUACAUAGAAGAUAUCCCUAGUGAAGAAGGUAAGACAAAACAGAAGAAAAUAACUAAGCGCGUUAUUAAAAAGAAGGAAGGACCAAAAUUGGAAACCACACAAAUAAUUACAACACAAAAAGACGACGAGCAACCAGUCAUUACAAUAAACAAAACAGAGGAAACAUUUGACGAAAGUACAAAACCAUUCGAUGACGUACUCGAACUACAUAAAGCUAAGGUAGUCAAGGAAGAACCUGAAGAAGUUAAAGUUGAUCAGGUGCAGACGGAAACUGGGGAGGUAAAGAAAGUAAAAACUGUCAAACGGGUGAUCAAAAAGCGACAAGGACCUAAGCAAGAGGUCACGGAGAUAACAACGGUCGAGAAAGACGGCGAAGAACCAGUCACCACAGUUUCGAUCACUGAAGAAGCUCCGUCUGAUAAGGAAGAAGCUCCCGAAAAAGUUCAGGCCGUAGAGCUUCCAGAGGAAACUUCCAUAGAAGAAAUUCCUACUGAAGAAAGUAAGCCCAAACAGAAGAAAAUAAGUAAGCGCGUUAUUAAAAAGAAGGUAGGACCAAAAUUAGAAACAACACAAAUAAUUACAACACAAAAAGACGACGAGCAACCAGUCAUUACAAUACACAAAACCGAGGAAAUAUUUGACAACAGUACUACACCAUUCGAUGACGUACUCAAACUACAUAAAGCUAAGAUAGUCGAGGAAGAACCUGAAGAAGUAAAAGUUGAUCAGGUAACGACUGAAACUGGGGAGGUAAAGAAAGUUAAGACUGUGAAACGGGUGAUCAAAAAGCGACAAGGACCUAAGCAAGAGGUCACAGAGAUAACAACGGUCGAGAAAGAAGGCGAAGAACCAGUCACCACAGUUUCCGUCACUGAAGAAGCUCCGUCUGAUAAAGAAGAAGCACCCGAAAAAGAACAGGUAUUAGAGCUUCCCGAGGAGACAUACAUAGAAGAAAUCCCUAGUGAAGAAGGUAAGCCCAAACAGAAGAAAAUAACUAAGCGCAUUAUUAAAAAGAAGGUAGGACCAAAAUUAGAAACCACACAAAUAAUUACAACACAAAAAGACGACGAGCAACCAGUCAUUACAAUACACAAAACCGAGGAAACAUUUGACGACAGUACUACACCAUUCGAUGACGUACUCGAACUACAUAAAGCUAAGAUAGUCGAGGAAGAACCUGAAGAACUAAAAGUCGAUCAGGUACAGACUGAAACUGGGGAGGUAAAGAAAGUUAAGACUGUGAAAAGGGUGAUCAAAAAGCGACAAGGACCUAAGCAAGAGGUCACGGAGAUAACAACAGUCGAGAAAGAAGGCGAAGAACCAGUCACCACAGUUUCCGUCACUGAAAAAGCUCCGUCCGAUGAGGAAGAAGCACCCGAAAAAGUUCAGGCUGUUGAGCUUCCCGAGGAGACUUCGAUAGAAGAAAUCCCUAGUGAAGAAGGUAAGCCCAAACAGAAGAAAAUAACUAAGCGCAUUAUUAAAAAGAAGGUAGGACCAAAAUUAGAAACCACACAAAUAAUUACAACACAAAAAGACGACGAGCAACCAGUUAUUACAAUACACAAAACCGAGGAAACAUUUGACGACAGUACUACACCAUUCGAUGACGUACUCGAACUACAUAAAGCUAAGAUAGUCGAGGAAGAACCUGAAGAACUAAAAGUCGAUCAGGUACAGACUGAAACUGGGGAGGUAAAGAAAGUUAAGACUGUGAAACGGGUGAUCAAAAAGCGACAAGGACCUAAGCAAGAGGUCACAGUGAUAACAACGGUCGAGAAAGAAGGCGAAGAACCAGUCACCACAGUUUCCGUCACUGAAGAAGCUCCAUCUGAUAAAGAAGAAUCACCCGAAAAAGAACAGGUUAUAGAGCUUCCCGAGGAGACAUCAAUAGAAGAAAUCCCUAGUGAAGAAGGUAAGCUCAAACAGAAGAAAAUAACUAAGCGCAUUAUUAAAAAGAAGGUAGGACCAAAAUUAGAAACCACACAAAUUAUUACAACACAAAAAGACGACGAGCAACCAGUUAUUACAAUACACAAAACCGAGGAAACAUUUGACGACAGUACUACACCAUUCGAUGACGUACUCGAACCAAGUAAAGCUAAGAUAGUCGAGGAAGAACCUGAAGAACUAAAAGUCGAUCAGGUACAGACUGAAACUGGGGAGGUAAAGAAAGUUAAGACUGUGAAACGGGUGAUCAAAAAGCGACAAGGACCUAAGCAAGAGGUCACGGUGAUAACAACGGUCGAGAAAGAAGGCGAAGAACCAGUCACCACAGUUUCCGUCACUGAAGAAGCUCCAUCUGAUAAAGAAGAAUCACCCGAAAAAGAACAGGUUAUAGAGCUUCCCGAGGAGACAUCAAUAGAAGAAAUCCCUAGUGAAGAAGGUAAGCCCAAACAGAAGAAAAUAACUAAGCGCGUUAUUAAAAAGAAGGUAGGACCAAAAUUAGAAACCACACAAAUAAUUACAACACAAAAAGACGACGAGCAACCAGUCAUUACAAUACACAAAACCAAGGAAACAUUUGACGACAGUACUACACCAUUCGAUGACGUACUCGAACUACAUAAAGCUAAGAUAGUCGAGGAAGAACCUGAAGAACUAAAAGUCGAUCAGGUACAGACUGAAACUGGGGAGGUAAAGAAAGUUAAGACUGUGAAACGGGUGAUCAAAAAGCGACAAGGACCUAAGCAAGAGGUCACAGAGAUAACAACAGUCGAGAAAGAAGGCGAAGAACCAAUCACCACAGUUUCCGUCACUGAAGAAGCUCCGUCUGAUAAAGAAGAAGCACCCGAAAAAGAACAGGUUAUAGAGCUUCCCGAGGAGACAUCAAUAGAAGAAAUCACUAGUGAAGAAGGUAAGCCCAAACAGAAGAAAAUAACUAAGCGCGUUAUUAAAAAGAAGGUAGGACCAAAAUUAGAAACCACACAAAUAAUUACAACACAAAAAGACGACGAGCAACCAGUCAUUACAAUACACAAAACCGAGGAAACAUUUGACGACAGUACUACACCAUUCGAUGACAUACUCGAACUACAUGAAGCUAAGUUAGUCGAGGAAGAACCUGAAGAAGUUAAAGUUGAUCACGUACAGACUGAAACUGGGGAGGUAACGAAAGUUAAGACUGUGAAACGGGUGAUCAAAAAGCGACAAGGACCUAAGCAAGAGGUCACAGUGAUAACAACCGUCGAAAAAGAAGGCGAAGAACCAGUCACCACAGUUUUGGUCACUGAAGAAGCUCCGUCUGAUAUUGAAGAAGCACCCGAAAAAGAACAGGUUGUAGAGCUUCCCGAGGAGACAUUUAUAGAAGAAAUCCCUAGUGAAGAAGGUAAGCCCAAACAGAAGAAAAUAACUAAGCGCGUUAUUAAAAAGAAGGUAGGACCAAAAUUAGAAACCACACAAAUAAUUACAACACAAAAAGACGACGAGCAACCAGUCAUUACAAUACACAAAACCGAGGAAACAUUUGACGACAGUACUACACCAUUCGAUGACGUACUCGAACUACAUGAAGCUAAGGUAGUCGAGGAAGAACCUGAAGAAGUAAAAGUUGAUCAGGUACAGACUGAAACUGGGGAGGUUAAGAAAGUCAAGACUGUGAAAAGGAUGAUCAAAAAGCGACAAGGGCCUAAGCAAGAGGUCACGGAGAUAACAACGGUCGAGAAAGAAGGCGAAGAACCAGUCACCACAGUUUCAGUCACUGAAGAAGCUCCGUCUGAUAUAGAAGAAGCACCCGAAAAAGAACAGGUUAUAGAGCUUCCCGAGGAGAUAUCUAUAGAAGAAAUCCCUAGUGAAGAAGGUAAGCUCACACAGAAGAAAAUAACUAAGCGCGUUAUUAAAAAGAAGGUAGGACCAAAAUUAGAAACCACACAAAUAAUCACAACACAAAAAGAUGACGAGCAACCAGUCAUUACAAUACACAAAACCGAGGAAACAUUUGACGACAGUACUACACCAUUCGAUGACAUACUCGAAAUACAUGAAGCUAAGGUAGUCGAGGAAGAACCUGAAGAAGUUAAAGUUGAUCACGUACAGACUGAAACUGGGGAGGUAAAGAAAGUUAAGACUGUGAAACGGGUAAUCAAAAAGCGACAAGGACCUAAGCAAGAGGUCACGGAGAUAACAACGGUCGAAAAAGAAGGCGAAGAACCAGUCACCACAGUUUUGGUCACUGAAGAAGCUCCGUCUGAUAUUGAAGAAGCACCCGAAAAAGUUCAGGCUGUAGAGUUUCCCGAGGAGACUUCCAUAGAAGAAAUCCCUAGUGAAGAAGGUAAGCCCAAACAGAAGAAAAUAACUAAGCGCGUUAUUAAAAAGAAGGUAGGACCAAAAUUAGAAACCACUCAAAUAAUUACAACACAAAAAGACGACGAGCAACCAGUCAUUACAAUACACAAAACCGAGGAAACAUUUGACGACAGUACUACACCAUUCGAUGACGUACUCGAACUACAUGAAGCUAAGGUAGUCGAGGAAGAACCUGAAGAAGUUAAAGUUGAUCACGUACAGACUGAAACUGGGGAGUUAAAGAAAGUUAAAACUGUGAAACGGCUAAUCAAAAAGCGACAAGGACCUAAGCAAGAGGUCACGGAGAUAACAACGAUCGAAAAAGAAGGCGAAGAACCAGUCACCACAGUUUUGGUCACUGAAGAAGCACCCGAAAAAGUUCAGGCUGUAGAGUUUCCCGAGGAGACUUCCAUAGAAGAAAUCCCUAGUGAAGAAGGUAAGCCCAAACAGAAGAAAAUAUCUAAUCGCAUUAUUAAAAAGAAGGUAGGACCAAAAUUAGAAACAACACAAAUAAUCACAACACAACAAGACGUCGAACAACAAGUCAUUACAAUACACAAUACAGAGGAAACAUUUGACGACAAUACUACACCAUUCGAUGACAUACUCGAACUACAUAAGGCUAAGGUUGUCGAGGAGGAACCUGAAGAAGUUAAAGUUGAUCAGGUGCAGACGGAAACUGGGGAGAUAAAGAAAGUUAAGACUGUGAAAAGGGUGAUCAAAAAGCGACAAGGACCUAAGCAAGAGGUCACGGAGAUAACAACGGUCGAGAAAGAAGGCGAAGAACCAGUUACCACAGUUUCAGUCACUGAAGAAGCUCCGUCUGACAAAGAAGAAGCACCCGAAAAAGAACAGGUUAUAGAGCUUCCCGAGGAGACAUCAAUAGAAGAAAUAACUAGUGAAGAAGGUAAGCCCAAACAGAAGAUAAUAACUAAGCGCGUUAUUAAAAAGAAGGUAGGACCAAAAUUAGAAACCACACAAAUAAUUACAACACAAAAAGACGACGAGAAACCAGUCAUUACAAUACACAAAACCGAGGAAACAUUUGACGACAGUACUACACCAUUCGAUGACGUACUCGAACUACAUAAAGCUAAGGUAGUCAAGGAAGAACCUGAAGAAGUAAAAGUUGAUCAGGUACAGACUGAAAGUGGGGAGGUUAAGAAAGUUAAGACUGUGAAAAGGGUGAUCAAAAAGCGACAAGGACCUAAGCAAGAGGUCACGGAGAUAACAACGGUCGAGAAAGAAGGCGAAGAACCAGUCACCACAGUUUCAGUCACUGAAGAAGCUCCGUCUGAUAAAGAAGAAGCACCCGAAAAAGAACAGGUUAUAGAACUUCCCGAGGAGACAUCAAUAGAAGAAAUCACUAGUGAAGAAGGUAAGCCCAAACAGAAGAAAAUAACUAAGCGCGUUAUUAAAAAGAAGGUAGGACCAAAAUUACACACCACACAAAUAAUUACAACACAAAAAGACGACGAGAAACCAGUCAUUACAAUAGACAAAACCGAGGAAACAUUUGACGACAGUACUACACCAUUCGAUGACGUACUCGAACUACAUGAAGCUAAGGUAGUCAAGGAAGAACUUGAAGAAGUAAAAGUUGAUCAGGUACAGACUGAAAGUGGGGAGGUUAAGAAAGUUAAGACUGUGAAACGGGUGAUCAAAAAGCGACAAGGACCUAAGCAAGAGGUCACGGAGAUAGCAACGGUCGAAAAAGAAGGUGAAGAACCAGUCACCACAAUUUCCGUCACUGAAGAAGCUCUGUCUAAUAAAGAAGAAGCACCCGAAGAAGAAAAGGUUAUAGAGCUUCCCGAGGAGACAUCAAUAGAAGAAAUCACUAGUGAAGAAGGUAAGCCGAAACAGAAGAAAAUAAUUAAGCGCGUUAUUAAAAAGAAGGUAGGACCAAAAUUAGAAACCACUCAAAUAAUUACAACACAAAAAGACGACGAGCAACCAGUCAUUACAAUACACAAAACCGAGGAAACAUUUGACGACAGUACUACACCAUUCGAUGACGUACUCGAACUACAUGAAGCUAAGGUAGUCGAGGAAGAACCUGAAGAAGUUAAAGUUGAUCACGUACAGACUGAAACUGGGGAGUUAAAGAAAGUUAUAAUUGUAAAACGGGUAAUCAAAAAGCGACAAGGACCUAAGCAGGAGGUAACGGAGAUAACAACGGUCGAAAAAGAAGGCGAAGAACCAGUCACCACAGUUUUGGUCACUGAAGAAGCUCCGUCUGAUAUUGAAGAAGCACCCGAAAAAUUACAGGCUGUAGAGUUUCCCGAGGAGACUUCCAUAGAAGAAAUCCCUAGUGAAGAAGGUAAGCCCAAACAGAAGAAAAUAACUAAGCGCGUUAUUAAAAAGAAGGUAGGACCAAAAUUAGAAACCACUCAAAUAAUUACAACACAAAAAGGCGACGAGCAACCAGUCAUUACAAUACACAAAACAGAGGAAACAUUUGACGACAGUACCACACCAUUCGAUGACGUACUCGAACUACAUGAAGCUAAGGUAGUCGAGGAAGAACCUGAAAAAGUUAAAGUUGAUCACGUGCAGACUGAAACUGGGGAGUUAAAGAAAGUUAAGACUGUGAAACGGGUAAUCAAAAAGCGACAAGGACCUAAACAAGAGGUCACGGAGAUAACGCCGUCGAAAAAGAAGGCGAAGAACCAGUCACCACAGUUUUGGUCACUGAAGAAGCUCCGUCUGAUAUUGAAGAAGUACCCGAAAAAUACCACACCAUUCGAUGACGUACUCGAACUACAUAAAGCUAAGGUAGUCGAUGAGGAACCUGAAAAAGUUAAAGUUGAUCAGGUGCAGACUGAAACUGGGGAGUUAAAGAAAGUUAAGACUGUCAAGCGGGUAAUCAAAAAGCGACAAGGACCUAAACAAGAGGUCACGGAGAUAACAACCGUUGAAAAAGACGGCGAAGAACCAGUCACCACAGUUUUGGUCACUGAAGAAGCUCCGUCUGAUAUUGAAGAAGCACCCGAAAAAGUUCAGGCUGUAGAGUUUCCCGAGGAGACUUCCAUAGAAGAAAUCCCUGGUGAAGAAGGUAAGCCCAAACAGAAGAAAAUAUCUAAGCGCGUUAUUAAAAAGAAGGUAGGACCAAAAUUAGAAACAACACAAAUAAUCACAACACAACAAGACGACGAACAACCAGUCAUUACAAUACACAAAACAGAGGAAACAUUUGACGACAGUACCACACCAUUCGAUGACGUACUCGAACUACAUGAAGCUAAGGUAGUCGAAGAAGAACCUGAAAAAGUUAAAGUUGAUCAGGUGCAGACUGAAACUGGGGAGUUAAAGAAAGUUAAGACUGUCAAACGGGUGAUCAAAAAGCGACAAGGACCUAAACAAGAGGUCACGGAGAUAACAACCGUUGAAAAAGAAGGCGAAGAACCAGUCACCACAGUUUCGGUCACUGAAGAAGCUCUGUCUGAUAUGGAAGAAGUACCCGAAAAAGUUCAGGCUGUAGAGCUUCCCGAGGAGACUUACAUAGAAGAAAUCCCUGGUGAAGAAGGUAAGCCCAAACAGAAGAAAAUAUCUAAGCGCGUUAUUAAAAAGAAGGAAGGACCAAAAUUAGAAACAACACAAAUAAUUACAACACAAAAAGACGACGAGCAACCAGUCAUUACAAUACACAAAACAGAGGAAAUAUUUGACGAAAGUACAACACCAUUCGAUGACGUACUCGAACUACAUAAAGCUAAGAUAGUCAAGGAAGAACCUGAAGAAGUUAAAGUUGAUCAGGUGCAGACGGAAACUGGGGAGGUAAAGAAAGUAAAAACUGUCAAACGGGUGAUCAAAAAGCGACAAGGACCUAAGCAAGAGGUCACGGAGAUAACAACGGUCGAGAAAGACGGCGAAGAACCAGUCACCACAGUUUCGAUCACUGAAGAAGCUCCGUCUGAUAAGGAAGAAGCUCCCGAAAAAGUUCAGGCCGUAGAGUUUCCCGAGGAGACUUCCAUAGAAGAAAUCCCUAGUGAAGAAGGUAAGCCGAAACAGAAGAAAAUAUCUAAGCGCGUUAUUAAAAAGAAGGUAGGACCAAAAUUAGAAACAACACAAAUAAUCACAACACAACAAGACGACGAACAACCAGUCAUUACAAUACACAAUACAGAGGAAACAUUUGAUGACAAUACUACACCAUUCGAUGACAUACUCGAACUACAUAAAGCAAAGGUUGUCGAGGAGGAACCUGAAGAAGUUAAAGUUGAUCAGGUGCAGACAGAAACUGGGGAGGUAAAGAAAGUUAAGACUGUCAGGCGGGUGAUCAAAAAGCGACAAGGACCUAAGCAAGAGGUUACGGAGAUAACAACGGUCGAGAAAGAAGGCGAAGAACCAGUCACCACAGUUUCAGUCACUGAAGAAGCUCCAUCUGGCAAAGAAGAAGCACCCGAAAAAGAACAGGUUAUAGAGCUUCCCGAGGAGACAUCAAUAGAAGAAAUCACUAGUGAAGAAGGUAAGCCCAAACAGAAGAAAAUAACUAAGCGCGUUAUUAAAAAGAAGGUAGGACCAAAAUUAGAAACCACUCAAAUAAUUACAACACAAAAAGACGACGAGCAACCAGUCAUUACAAUACACAAAACCGAGGAAACAUUUGACGACAGUACUACACCAUUCGAUGACGUACUCGAACUACAUGAAGCUAAGGUAGUCGAGGAAGAACCUGAAGAAGUAAAAGUUGAUCAGGUUCCGACUGAAAAUGGGGAAGUUAAGAAAGUUAAGACUGUGAAACGGGUGAUCAAAAAGCGACAAGGACCUAAGCAAGAGGUCACGGAGAUAGCAACGGUCGAAAAAGAAGGCGAAGAACCAGUCACCACAGUUUUCGUCACUGAAGAAGUGCCGUCUGAUAUUGAAGAACUAGCACCCGAAAAAGUUCAGGUUAUAGAGCUUCCCGAGGAGACUUCAAUAGAAGAAAUCCCUAGUGAAGAAGGUAAGCCGAAACAGAAGAAAAUAUCUAAGCGCGUUAUUAAAAAGAAGGUAGGACCAAAACUAGAAACCACACAAAUAAUCACAACACAACAAGACGACGAGCAACCAGUCAUUACAAUACACAAAACAGAGGAAACAUUUGACGACAACACUACACCAUUCGAUCACGUACUCGAACUAAAUGAAGCUAAGGUUGUCGAGGAAGAACCUGAAGAAGUUAAAGUUGAUCAGGUGCAGACGGAAACUGGGGAGAUAAAGAAAGUAAAAACUGUCAAACGGGUGAUCAAAAAGCGACAAGGACCUAAGCAAGAGGUCACGGAGAUAACAACCGUCGAGAAAGAAGGCGAAGAACCAGUCACCAUAGUUUCCGUCACUGAAGUAGCUCCGUCUGAUAAAGAAGAAGCACCUGAAAAAGAACAGGUUAUAGAGCUUCCCGAGGAGAUAUCAAUAGAAGAAAUCCCUAGUGAGGAAGGUAAGCCCAAACAGAAGAAAAUAACUAAGCGCGUUAUUAAAAAGAAGGUAGGACCAAAAUUAGAAACAACACAAAUAAUCACAACACAACAAGACGACGAACAACCAGUCAUUACAAUACACAAAACAGAGGAAACAUUUGACGACAAUACUACACCAUUCGAUCACGUACUCGAACUAUAUAAAGCUAAGGUAGUCGAAGAAGAACCUGAAGAAGUUAAAGUUGAUCAGGUUCCGACGGAAAAUGGGGAAGUUAAGAAAGUUAAGACUGUGAAACGGGUGAUCAAAAAGCGACAAGGACCAAAGCUAGAGGUCACGGAGAUAACAACCGUCGAGAAAGAAGGCGAAGAACCCGUCACCACAGUUUCCGUCACUGAAGUAGCUCCGUCUGAUAAAGAAGAAGCACCUGAAAAAGAACAGGUUAUAGAGCUUCCCGAGGAGACUUCCAUAGAAGAAAUGCCUAGUGAAGAAGGUAAGCCCAAACAGAAGAAAAUAACUAAGCGCGUUAUUAAAAAGAAGGAAGGACAAAAAUUAGAAACAACACAAAUAAUCACUACACAACAAGAAGACGAACAACCAGUCAUUACAAUACACAAAACUGAGGAAACAUUUGACGACAAUACUACACCAUUCGAUCACGUACUCGAACUACAUAAAGCUAAGGUAGUCGAGGAGGAACCUGAAGAAGUUAAAGUUGAUCAGGUGCAGACGGAAAAUGGGGAGAUAAAGAAAGUUAAGACUGUGAAACGGGUUAUCAAAAAGCGACAAGGACCUAAGCAAGAGGUCACGGAGAUAACAACCGUCGAGAAAGAAGCCGAAGAACCAGUCACCAUAGUUUCCGUCACUGAAAUAGCUCCGUCUGAUAAAGAAGAAGCACCUGAAAAAGAACAGGUUAUAGAGCUUCCCGAGGAAACAUCAAUAGAAGAAAUCCCUAGUGAAGAAGGUAAGCCCAAACAGAAGAAAAUAACUAAGCGCGUUAUUAAAAAGAAGAUAGGACCAAAAUUAGAAACAACACAAAUAAUCACAACACAACAAGACGACGAACAACCAGUCAUUACAAUUCACAAAACAGAGGAAACAUUUGACGACAAUACUACACCAUUAGAUCACGUACUCGAACUACAUAAAGCUAAGGUAGUCAAGGUAGAACCUGAAAAAGUUGAAGUUGAUCAGGUGCAGACGGAAAAUGGGGAAGUAAAGAAAGUUAAGACUGUGAAACGGGUAAUCAAAAAGCGACAAGGACCUAAGCAAGAGGUCACGGAGAUAACAACCGUCGAAAAAGAAGGCGAAGAACCAGUCACCACAGUUUCGAUCAAACAAGAAUCUCCGUCUGAUAAGGAACAAGACACAGAAAAAGUUCAGGCUGUAGAGUUUCCCGAGGAGACUUCCAUAGAAGAAAUUCCUAGUGAAGAAGGUAAGCCCAAACAGAAGAAAAUAACUAAGCGCGUUAUUAAAAAGAAGGUAGGACCAAAAUUAGAAACAACACAAUUAAUCACAACCCAACAAGACGACGAACAACCAGUCAUUACAAUACACAAAACAGAGGAAACAUUUGACGACAACACUACACCAUUCGAUCACGUACUCGAACUACAUAAAGCUAAGGUUGUCGAGGAAGAACCUGAAGAAGUUAAAGUUGAUCAGGUGCAGACGGAAACUGGGGAGAUAAAGAAAGUUAAGACCGUCAAACGGGUGAUCAGAAAGCGAGAAGGGCCUAAGCAGGAGGUCACGGACAUAACAACGGUCGAGAAAAAAGGCGAAAAACCGGACACCACAGUUUCGAUCACUGAAGAAGCUCCGUCUGAUAAGGAAGAAGCACCCGAAAAAGUUCAAACUUUAGAGCUUCCCGAGGAGACUUCCAUAGAAGAAAUACCUAGUGAAGAAGGUAAGCCCAAACAGAAAAAAAUAACUAAGCGCGUUAUUAAAAAUAAGGUAGGACCAAAACUAGAAACAACACAAAUAAUCACAACACAACAAGACGACGAACAACCAGUCAUUACAAUACACAAAACAGAGGAAACAUUUGACGACAAUACUACACCAUUCGAUCACGUACUCGAACUACAUAAAGCUAAGGUUGUCGAGGAAGAACCUGAAGAAGUUAAAGUUGAUCAGGUGCAGACGGAAACUGGGGAGAUAAAGAAAGUUAAGACCGUCAAACGGGUGAUCAGAAAGCGAGAAGGGCCUAAGCAGGAGGUCACGGACAUAACAACGGUCGAGAAAGAAGGCGAAAAACCGGACACCACAGUUUCGAUCACUGAAGAAGCUCCGUCUGAUAAGGAAGAAGCACCCGAAAAAGUUAAGGCUGUAGAGCUUCCCGAGGAGACUUCCAUAGAAGAAAUCCCUAGUGAAGAAGGUAAGCCCAAACAGAAAAAAAUAACUAAGCGCGUUAUUAAAAAUAAGGUAGGACCAAAACUAGAAACAACACAAAUAAUCACAACACAACAAGACGACGAACAACCAUUCAUUACAAUACACAAAACAGAGGAAACAUUUGACGACAAUACUACACCAUUCGAUGACGUACUCGAACUACAUAAAGCUAAGGUAGUCGAGGAUGAACCUGAAGAAGUCAAAGUUGAUCAUGUGCAGACGGAAACUGGGGAGGUAAAGAAAGUUAGGACUGUAAAACGGGUGAUCAAAAAGCUACAAGGACCUAAGCAAGAAGUCACGGAGAUAACAACCGUCGAGAAAGAAGGCGAAGAACCAGUCACAACAGUUUCGAUUAAACAAGAAGCUCCGUCUGAUAAGAAACAAGCACCCGAAAAAGUUCAGAGUGUAGAGCUUCCCGAGGAAACUUCCAUAGAAGAAAUCCCUAGUGAAGAAGGUAAGCCCAAACAGAAGAAAAUAUCUAAGUGCGUUAUUAAAAAGAAGGUAGGACCAAAACUAGACACAACACAAAUAAUCACAACACAACAAGACGACGAACAACCAGUCAUUACAAUACACAAAACAGAGGAAACAUUUGACGACAACACUACACCAUUCGAUCACGUACUCGAACUACAUAAAGCUAAGGUUGUCGAGGAAGAACCUGAAGAAGUUAAAGUUCAUCAGGUGCAGACGGAAACUGGGGAGAUAAAGAAAGUUAAGACCGUCAAACGGGUGAUCAGAAAGCGAGAAGGGCCUAAGCAGGUGGUCAUGGACAUAACAACGGUCGAGAAAGAAGGCGAAAAACCGGACACCACAGUUUCGAUCACUGAAGAAGCUCCGUCUGAUAAGGAAGAAGCACCCGAAAAAGUUAAGGCUGUAGAGCUUCCCGAGGAGACUUCCAUAGAAGAAAUCCCUAGUGAAGAAGGUAAGCCCAAACAGAAAAAAAUAACUAAGCGCGUUAUUAAAAAUAAGGUAGGACCAAAACUAGAAACAACACAAAUAAUCACAACACAACAAGACGACGAACAUCCAGUCAUUACAAUACACAAAACAGAGGAAAAAUUUGACGACAAUACUACACCAUUCGAUCACGUACUCGAACUACAUAAAGCUAAGGUUGUCGAGGAAGAACCUAAAGAAGUUAAAGUUGAUCAGGUGCAGACGGAAACUGGGGAGAUAAAGAAAGUUAAGACCGUCAAACGGGUGAUCAGAAAGCGAGAUGGGCCUAAGCAGGAGGUCACGGAGAUAACAACGAUCGAGAAAGAAGGCGAAAAACCGGACACCACGGUUUUGAUCACUGAAGAAGCUUCGUCUGAUAAGGAAGAAGCACCCGAAAAAGUUAAGGCUGUAGAGCUUCCCGAGGAGAUUUCCAUAGAAGAAAUCCCUAGUGAAGAAGGUAAGCCCAAACAGAAGAAAAUAACUGAGCGCGUUAUUAAAAAGAAGGUAGGACAAAAAUUAGAAACAACACAAAUAAUUACUACACAACAAGAAGACGAACAACCAGUCAUUACAAUACACAAAACUGAGGAAACAUUUGACGACAAUACUACACCAUUCGAUCACGUACUCGAACUACAUAAAGCUAAGGUUGUCGAGGAAGAACCUGAAGAAGUUAAAGUUGAUCAGGUGCAGACGGAAACUGGGGAGAUAAAGAAAGUUAAGACCGUCAAACGGGAAGAAGCACCCGAAAAAGUUGAGGCUGUAGAGCUUCCCGAGGAGACUUCCAUAGAGGAAAUCCCUAGUAAAGAAGGUAAGCCCAAACAGAAAAAAAUAACUAAGCGCGUUAUUAGAAAUAAGGUAGGACCAAAAUUGGAAACAACACAAAUAAUCACAACACAACAAUACGACGAACAACCAGUCAUUACAAUACACAAAACAGAGGAAACAUUUGACGACAAUACUACACCAUUCGAUGACGUACUCGAACUACAUAAAGCUAAGGUAGUCGAGGAAGAACCUGAAGAAGUUAAAGUUGAUCAGGGUCAGACGGAAACUGGGGAGGUAAAGAAAGUUAAGACUGUCAAACAGGUGAUCAAAAAGCGACAAGGACCUAAGCAAGAGGUCACUGAGAUAACAACGGUCGAAAAAGAAGGCGAAGAACCAGUCACCACAGUUUUGGUCACUGAAGAAGCUCCGUCUGAUAAAGAAGAAGCACCCGAAAAAGUUAAGGCUGUAGAGCUUCCCGAGGAGACUUCCAUAGAAGAAAUCCCUAGUGAAGAAGGUAAGCCCAAACAGAAGAAAAUAAGUAAGCACGUUAUUAAAAAUAAGGUAGGACCUCAAUUAGAAACAACACAAAUAACCACAACACAACAAGACGACGAACAACCUGUCAUUACAAUACACAAGACAGAGGAAACUUUUGACGACAAUACUACACCAUUCGGUGAUGUACUCGAAAUAUUUAAAGCUAAGGUAGUCGAGGAAGAACCUGAAGAAGUUAAAGUUGAUCAGGUUCAGACGGCAACUGGGGUGGUAAAGAAAGUUAAGACAGUCAAACGGGUGAUCAAGGAGCGACAAGUACCUAAACAAGAGGUCAUGGAGAUAGCAACGGGCGAGAAAGACGGCGAUGAACCAGUUACCAUAAUUUCGGUCACUGAAGAAGCUCCGUCUGAUAAAGAAGAAGCACCCAAAUCAGAACAGAUUAAAGAGCUUCCCGAGGAAACAACCAUAGAAGAACUUUCACAUGAAGAAGGUAAGCCAAUACAAAAGAAAAUAACUAGACGAUUGAUUAAAAAGAAGGUAGGUCCAAAUUUAGAAACAACACAUACAAUCACAACACAACAAGACGACGAAAAACCAGUCAUUACAAUACACAAAACAGAGGAAACAUUUGAAGAAAAUACUACACCAUUCGAUGACGUACUUGAAUUACACAAAGCUAAGGUAGUCGAGGAAGAACCUGAAGAAGUUAAAGUUGAUCAGGUGCAGACGGAAACUGGGGAGGUAAAGAAAGUUAAGACUGUCAAACAGGUGAUCAAAAAGCGACAAGGACCUAAGCGAGAGGUCACUGAGAUAACAACGGUCGAGAAAGAAGGCGAAGAACCAGUCACCACAGUUUCCGUCACUGAAGAAGCUCCGUCUGAUAAAGAAGAAGCACCCGAAAUAUUCCAGGCCUUAGAGCUUCCUGAGGAGACUUCCAUAGAAGAAAUCCCUAGUGAAGAAGGUAAGCCCAAACAGAAGAAAAUAACUAAGCGCGUUAUUAAAAAUAAGGUAGGAUCAAAGUUAGAAACAACACAAAUAAUCACAACACAACAAGACGACGAACAACCAGUCAUUACAAUACACAAAACAGAGGAAACAUUUGACGACAAUACUACACCAUUUGAUGACGAAUUCGAACUACAUAAAGCAAAGGUAGUCGAGGAAGAACCUAAAGAAGUAAAAGUUGAUCAGGUGCAGACGGAAACUGGGGAGGUAAUUAAAGGUAAGACUGUCAAACGGGUGAUCAAAAAGCGACAAGGACCUAAGCAAGAGAUCACGGAGAUAACAACAGUCGAUAAAGAGGGCGAAGAACCAGUCACCACAGUUUCGGUCACUGAAGAAGCUCCGUCUGAUAAGAAAGAAGAACCUAAAAUAGUUCAGGCUGUAAAGCUUCCCGAGGAGACUGUCAUAGAAGAAAUCCCUAGUGAAGAAGGUAAGCCCAAACAGAAGAAAAUAACUAAGCGCGUUAUUAAAAAGAAGGUAGGACCAAAAUUAGAAACAACCCAAAUAAUCACAACACAACAAAACGACGAACAACCAGUCAUUACGAUACACAAAAUAGAGGAAACAUUUGACGACAAUACUAUACCAUUCGAUGACAUACUCGAACUACAUAAAGCUAGGGUAGUCGAGGAUGAACCUGAAGAAGUUAAAGUUGAUCAGGUGCAGACGGUAACUGGGGAGUUAGAGAAAGUUAAGACUGUGAAACGGGUGAUUAAAAAGCGACAAGUACCUAAGCAAGAAGUUACGGAUAUCACAAGGGUCGAGAAAGAUGGCGAAGAAUUAGUCACCACAGUUUCGGUCACUGAAGAAGCUCCGUCUGAUAAGGAAGAAGCACCCGAAAAAGAACAGAUUAUAGAGCUUCCUGAGGAAGCAGCCAUAGAAGAACUUACACAAGAAGAAGGUAAGCCAAUACAAAAGAAAAUAGCUAAACGAUUGAUCAAAAAGAAGGUAGGACCAAAAUUAGACACAACACAACAAGACGACGAACAACCAGUCAUUACAAUACACAAAACAGAGAAAAUAUUUGACGACAUCACUUCACAUUUACAUGACAUACACGAACGAUAUAAAGCUAAGGUAGUCGAGGAAGAACCUGAAGAAGUUAAAGUUGAUCAGGUGCAGACUGAAACUAGGGAGAUAAAGAACUUUAAGACGGAGAGAACAACUGUCGAGGAAGAAGGCGAAGAACCAGUCACCACAGUUACGGUCACUGAAGAAGCUCCGUCUGAUAAGGAAGAAGCACCCGAAAAACAACGGAUUAUUGAGCUUCCAGAGGAAACAGUCAUAGAAGUACUUCCACGUGAAAAAGGUAAGCCGAUACUAAAGAAAGUAACUAAACGAGUGAUCACAAAGAAGGUAGGUCCAAAAUUAGAAACCACACAAGUAACCACAACUCAACAAGAUGACGAAAAACCAGUCAUUACAAUACACAAAACAGAGGAAACUUUUGACGACAUUAUAACACAAUUCGACGAUUUAGUUGAACCACAUACAGCUAAGGUAGUUAUGGAAGAACCUGAAGAAGUUAAAGUAGAAAAGGUGCUGACGGAAUCUGGGGAGAUUAAGAAUGUAAAGACAGUUAAACGGGUGAUCAGAAAGCGACAAGGACCUAUACAAGAAAUACCAGAGAUAGGAACGGUCGAGAAAGAAGAUGAAGAACCUAUCAUCACAGUUUCGGUCGUUGAAGAAGCUUUUUCUGAUAAAGAUCAAGCACCGGAAAAUGUUCAAACUGUAGAGCUUCCCGAGGAAACAACCAUAGAAGAACUGCCAUGCGAAGUAGGUAAGCUAUUUCAGAAGAAAAUUGCUAAACGAAUAAUCAAAAAGCAGGUAGGUCCUAAAUUAGAAACCAUACAAAUUUUCACAACACAACAAGACGACGAACAACCAGUUAUUACAAUACACAAAACAGAGAAAACAUUUGACGACAAUACUACAUCAUUCGAUGACGUA
Molecule: messenger RNA, 48255 nt
Organism: Parnassius apollo (apollo)
Lineage: Eukaryota; Metazoa; Arthropoda; Insecta; Lepidoptera; Papilionidae
Source: the annotation of a GenBank genome assembly